GUGUAUUCCAGUGAUCAGAAACCUUCUCUUAAGGACAUAUAGCAGCCUAUUGUCUUUAAUUAACUGUUACACCAAACUGUCUGAGUGAAAGACAAGUAAAGGCUGCUAAUAUCCUUAUUCCUGAUUGUCUUUAUCUUCUCCCUCCCACUCUUCAGUUUGGAUUAUGUCAUUGUACAGUUCAACUUCAGCUCGUCUUGUGCUCUUUCAAAGUACUUGGAUAACUGAUUUACAACCUGCUUUUAUAUUCCUUGGUUGAUGUUUACCUGGACUUGCCCUGGAUUGAAAACUUGUGUAGCAGACUAUAAGAAGUGCAAAAAAAGAAAUCUGCCUCCACAGUGAGUUAGAAAAGUUAUAUUUAUCUGAGCAGCCCUGGGCAAUUUUCUUUUAAUCCUAGACGUUCCUUGGGGACAGAAGGGAAAGAAGCGGAGCUGAUUUCCCCAAUUUUUCACAGUGCUAGCAUUAACAGAGCUGUGAAUAGACAGUUCAAAUAAGGAGAGACAGAAUUAGCAGCCAAAGAGAACCCCACACAGAGAACACAAAGAUGAAUGACACACAAAAUGGAACUACUCAAAUUAACCCCAUCUGUAGGAACAGGCAAGCACCUUAUUCUUACGAAAUCAUCCAAAGUAAGUUCAAAAUUGUCUUUAUCAUAACCACGCUGUAAGUUUGGUUGGACUAAUUUUCCUUUGUUUUCUUUGAUUAUAUUUUCAUUUUCCUUUGUUUUGUUUUUUUGCUUCUUUUAUAAUAUUUUAUAUUCGCCUUUUUAAGAUCAGGAUCAAUAUUAAAACAAACUCCCAUUUGCAGGAACCCAUUCAAUGAAUGUGGACCAGGUGCACCAGUUUAUGUUGAACAUAUGUGACAACUGCAUCAGCUUGAUAUUUAUUGUGUGAUUGUUAUUUUAUUUAAUAUUAUAUAUAUAUUAAAGUUAUUGAACCUUAUGAAACCGAAUGUUGGAGGUAAAAUAAUGGGUCACAUUGCAUAAGCCUGCUAUAACAUAAAUGUACCCCAUGGUGACAAAUAUACAUGAACGUUCAGACCUUUAGUACACUUUGUGAAAGCUAAUAUGUUAUGGUUAUCUCUGCUUUUUCAUGCAUACCAGUUUCUAUCAAUACUAAAGGCUUGCUCCCAAUAUUGCUAGUGGUUACCAGCCACAUACUACUAUGCUCAGAUGGCUGUUGCUACUAACUGUGAAAUUUGACCAGUAGCUACAACACUUUGUCUAACGCCAGAUGCUUAGUUGUAGUUAAUGGUUCCUAUUAUUCUCUAUACUAGGAGUUACCUGAUACUUAAUGACUAGUUUUCAACACAGGCGCUACUGUUUAACAACUACCAGUAACCCUCAACACAAGCCUCUUGCCUGGUAGAAAGAACUCAACACACGUAACUGAAAAUAUAUCCUAUAGAAAAAAAAUACAUGUUAUAGCUAUAUGGAAUUAUGGUAAAACCCUAUAACACAUAUCAACGCAUAUUAGACCAUAUGUAAAAAAAAGUAUGCCAGUAUGAAAACCAUGAUAUAAAAUAUAGUUAUUCUUUAUAUAUAGGUGUCAUAUAAAUGAACAAUUCACACACAAGAAAUUACCUCAAAAGUUACAUAAAUGUGUCCUUGGCAUAGCACAAAAUCACAGUUUUAUGCAUUGUAUACAUUGUCAUGCUGCUAAGACAGGUUGUGGUUGUCAUGGUGACAACGUACACACCAUGUGUUUCUGUACUUUACCAGCGAAAGGAAUGCAAGUGGUUGGUAUCUUUGCGAGUAGACAUUUUUGGAAGUCAACUGAUAAUGUUGAUGCAAUUUUAAAAUUCAGUCAGUAAUUAGAGGCCACUACUGUUAUAAUAGACAGCUUGUGGUGGCUAUUUACCAUUUAGGUUGGAAAUAAGCCCUAAACUAUUCUGCAAAGUUAUGGAUGAGUGGAUUUUGUGUAGGGGAACAGUAAUAUAGUAUUAGAGAAAGGAACUGAUACACAGGACGCAUGCGGCUGCUUCUGGGUGGCCCAGGAGAGGUGGAGGGGGGCUCAAAAACCACCCUGUGCCUUGGGGGCUUUUCACUAUGUCAGAGUAAGCUACACUGCCCAAAUGUACCAGAUCCAAGGGUGGUGUGCAGGAUAUUCUUCAACUCUAAAUAUCCCCUUUCUAUAAUUGUAAAGUAUUGUGUAAUAUGCUGGUGCUGUAUACAUGCUAAUAAUAGUAAUAAUUGUGAUCACUGAGCACUGCUUGGACAGCUCCUUCGCACACCAUAUAGUGAUGCUGGGAGCCAGGGCCGGACUGGGAAUGCAAAGCAGCCCUGGAAAAAAAUAUAUGCCAGUCCCAUAAGUCACUGUGCCACGGUGUGUGUGUGUGUGUGUGUAUAUAUAUAUAUAUAUAUAUAUAUAUAUAUAUACACACAUACACAAACACUACUGUGGCAGAAUGACUUAUAGGGCUGGCAUACAUUUUUUCCAUAGAUUAUAUAUAUAUAUAUAUAUAUAUAUAUAUAUAUAUAUAAAUAAAAUCUAUGUUUAUGAAUCAGGAUUACUGACACACACAAAUUCAUUGACAAACACAGACAAGCUUACAGGUACACAGAGAAUCUCAUUGACAAACACAGACAGGCAAUCUCACAGACAGGCAAUCUCCCUGACACACACAAGUUCAUUGACAAACACAGACAAGCUUACCGGUACACACAAACUUAGUACAGGCAAACUCUGACAAACACACAAGCUUACUACAGACAAACUCACUAGUAUACACAAAGAUGCUUACUACAGACAAGCUCACUGACACACAUGCUCACUACAGACAAGCUCACUGACACACAUGCUCAUUACAAGCUCACUGACAUAAACAUGCUUACUACAGACAUGCUCACUGACAUACACAUAUAUGCUUACUACAGACAUGCUCACUGACACACACAUACAUGCUCACUACAGACAUGCUCACUACAGACAUGCUCACUGACACACACAUACAUGCUUACUAUAGACGGGCUUACUGACACACACAUAAAUGCUCACUGCAGACAUACAUACAUGCUUACUACAGAUGUGCUCACUGACACACACAUACAUGCUCACUACAGACAUGCUCACUGACACACAUACAUGCUUACUACGGAUGUGCUCACUGACACACACAUACAUGCUCACUACAGACAUGCUCACUGACACACAUACAUGCUUACUAUAGAUGUGCUCACUGACACACAUACAUGCUUACUACACACAUGCUCACUGACACAUAUACAUGCUCACUACAGACAUCAGGGUCGCCAUCAGAAAUUGUGGGGCCUCUAACAUAGCACAAGGUCUGGGCCCCUGUGUACCCGCCUCCAAGCCCCGCCUCCAAAUCCCACCCACAGGAAUACACACACAGACACAAAAGGACACAGACACACACACAUAAAGAUACACACAUACUAACAGACACAAAUACUGAAACAGACAUACACACAUAUAGACACAUACACAGAUACACACACACACUGACAUACAGACACACACACUGAUGUACAUACAUACUCACAUAAUGACAGACACACACAUACAUACAGACAUACAGAGAAACAGACAUACAAACAGACACACAUACAUACACAUACUGACAUACAUACAUAAUGGCAUACAUACACAUACAUACUGAUAUACAUACAUACAGACAUAAACACAUACACACACGCAGAUAGAUAUAUACAUACACAAAUACAUACAGACAUACUGACAUACACACACACAGACAUACAUGCAUACUGACAUACAUACUGAUAGAUAUAUACAUACACACAUACAUACUGACAUACACACACAGACAUACAUACAUACAGAAAUAUAUACAUACUGACAUACACACACACAUACAGAUAUACACAUACACACAUACAUACUGACAUACACACACACAGACAUACAUGCAUACUGACAUACAUACAUACAUACUGACAUACACACACACAGACAUACAUACUGACAUACAUGCAUACUGACAUACACACAGACAUACAUACAUACUUGCAGACACAUACACAGACAUACAUACUGACAAACAGACAUACAUACAGACAUAUAUACAUACUGACAUACACACACACACAUACAGAUAGAUAGACACAUACACACAUACAGACAUACUGACAUACACACACAGACAUACAUACUGACAUACACACAGACAUAUAUAUAUAUAUAUAUAUAUAUAUAUAUACAUACUGACAUACACACACACAGGCAUACAUACUGAAAUACACACACAGACAUACAUACUGACAUACAUGCAUACUGACAUAUACACACACACAGACAUACAUACUGACAUACACACAGACACACACAGACAUACAUAAUGACAUACACACAGACAGACAUACACACACAGACAUACAUACUGACACACACACACAGACAUACAUACUGACAUACACACAUACUUGCAGACACACACCUCAUUUAUCAGCCACCCUCCUCUUACCUUACCUUAAGUUGCAGGAGGGUGGCUGGGGAUGUGGGUAUGCGGGAGUGGAUGCCUCUGGUGUCCCUGUCCUGUCCUCUCCCUCUCCCCCCGCGCGGAGUAAGCUGGGAAGAAGUGACCGGACGUCACUUCCUCCUAGCAGCACUUGCGGUGUAGCCGCUUUUUUUUUUUUAAAGGGGCCCGGUCGCGGCCGCAGCGCUGACCGGGCCUCUGAAGAUAUAGGGCCCAUCGGGUGGCCCUAAAUGCUUGGGCCACCUGAUGGGCCCCGGUGCAGAUGCACCUGCGGCAGUUUCGCCGCUCCACGUGGGGCCCGGGCGGCCAGGCCCCUGAGGGCCGCCGGGCCCGUGACAACCAUUAUGGUUGUCACCCCCUGAUGGCGGCCCUGACAGACAUGCUCACUGACACACACAUGCAUGCUUACUACAGACAUGCUCACUGACACACACAUAACUUGCUUACUGCAGACAAGCUCACUAAAACACACAUGCUCCCAACAGCAGGCACACACACUCACACACACACACACACAAGAUCCCUCUCACUCACUAGCUGCAGUGCAUUUGAAGUCUACCUGGCACUGCGGGCUGCUGCUGUGGAAGCCCUGGGAGGUGAGGACUCCAUUCCCUGGCCUCUUCCUGCCCUGAGGUCACCAGAUUGUAGCUGGGGGGGUGGAGCUUGCAGCUGGGGCAGAGCUUGAGUGCCAGAAAGCUCCCUCCCUGCAGUGCUCCCUCCGCCCACCCCAUCCUCAAUGCGGCCGCACAGGAACCAAGCUCAUCCCUCCAUAAUUCACUCGAACUCUCACAGUCUGAGGGAAAACUAUAGGUACUAGGGCUUUCCAGUCUCUCCCCGGCUCCAAGUGCUGCGGCCCACCAGGAAAUCUCCCGGUAUCCCGGGGGCCAGUCCAGCCCUGCUGGGAGCCAGCAAUGUCCAAAUCAUUUUGAGUGUGUAAUUAUAUGUAUUUCAUGAUGUAUGAAAAUAUAUGUGUUGGUGUGUGUGAUUAUUUGUGUGACUAUAUGUUUAUGUCUGUGUGAUUGAGAAUAAGUAUGUGUGUGAAAACUUAUGUGUAUCAGAAUGUGUGGGUGUGAGUAUGAAUGUUUAUGAUAAUGUGUGUGAGAAUGUUUUGGGGGGUGCUCUCAUAUUCUGCUCUUACAGUAGCAUUAAAAGUAAAAUCAGUGUGAGAGUCACCAUUCGGUGUGAGAGUCACCAUUGUGUAGCUUUCACAGACAUCCUAAUUGCUGGGCACCAUGCUCAUGAUAUGUGCAUGAGAGCCUCACAAUCAACGGGUUAAGGGUGUGAGGAAUGUAUCUACUCAUGUGUAGCCAGAAUCCUUGCAUAGGCCCUGCUGUAAACCCUUGGUUUGUAUCAGCAAACAAACUGGAUUUUUAGAAGAUAGUCUGUGAUCUGUAUAGAAACAGCAGCAAAAAGUAAAAUUAUUUACAUGGAAAAAAAGAAAAAAAGAAAACAACCUCAUAUAGUAAGUACGUUUCUGUUAGCUAAUUAUAAAAGCGUUUCGGAGGAUAUGAUUAUUUUCUUAGCAUUUGGUCUUGUGUUGUUAAAUACGAUAUGUUCUUGAACAGUGAAUUUCAGCAUAGAAAUUGCUUGUUUUAGCAUAGAAAUCUGUUGUUAAAUAGUAGGUAUGUGUUCAUGAGCCACUAUACACCUGCAAGCAUAAUAAUGGUCUGUUUGCAAAGAAUUUAAUUAUUAUUGAGCCAGCCUGCUUUUAACUUUUUUCAGACAGUACAUUAUCUGUACAUUAGUAUAUUAUACGCAGUUGAUAGCCCUAUAUAAUAAAAUAUGACUCAUACAUUAUUGCUUACCUAUCUGCUUGCUAGUGUAUUUUCAGAAUGUACCUUGGCCAUUAAAAUCACAUUCUUAUAAAAUACCCUGCUGAGUGUAAACUCAAGUUGGACAGGAAGAAAACUGUAAAAUCCCAUUAAAAUUGUGUAAGAUGUUUCUACAUUUUAAUUAGUGACAAAAUGUACUUUUCCAGGGAGGGUAGUAAUAAAAAAAUAGAUACUACUCAGCUGCAUUAAAAUAAAUUCUUCUCUGAAGGGUAUUUAUUACCCGCUUCAAUUCUUCUAGAGAAAUUUGGUCAUUUUAUCUGUGAUGGUCAAAGGCUCUCAAUGAGGUAAUACAAUCAUACCUCAUCCUCUUCCAUUGGGGACCAAUAGAUACCACAGAUGUGACUCCAAGAAAAGAAUAUACAAAAAAAUCUGAUUCAAUCCUAUCGUUAUACUAGGACAUAAUCAUUAGUGGUAGAAACAAUACAACAGUUUCAUACAUACAGGAGAUCGCAUGGAAUUUCUGGAAAUUUCAUUAACAAUGUUAUAAUCAUGUUUAGUCACUUUUAGGUGGGAAGUCUUUCUGAACUCAUAACCUCAUUAUCAGGAAUUCUGUGAUAUCUUGAAGGCAACAGGCAUAGCACUGGUUGGUGCGAUCUUCUGGGUAAGGAUGAGAAAUGGCAGUUCUCAGUGAUUUUUGUGUGUGGGGUGGCAAAUAAGCAGCUCACUUUCCCAUGAUGGGCAAAAGGAAGAAAAAAAAAAAAAAGAAGAGGAUUGAUGGUUACGACGACAGCCACUAAAUGUUGAUUUUAUUCACAGAUCAAGUGAAUUGACCAAUAGAGUGGAAAAAAGGAGGAUCAAUAAAACAACAAUACUUUCAAGUUGGAUUUUUAAGACACUUUGACUUUAUCUAUCCAGGGAGACAGACCAGCAGUAAUGCAGUGUAUUGGAGUGGGAGCCUGGGUCUUGUAUUCUACUUUGUAUCUAGCAUUAGCUUAUGCUGUACCGAGCAGUUAGUACUGCCAGAAGAAAAUUUUGAGCGGGAAAUAGGAAAUUGACAAAAUACCUGCUAACCUGAAUGUCAUUGAUCUUAGUGUGAGACCAGUAUACCAGUAUACAGUUGUUAAAAACGGGGGGCGGGGCUUGGAGGCAGAGGGAGCUGGAAGCAGCAUAGCUGAGCUCCUCGACAGAAAGUCACAAUAAUGCCGAUCUAACGGGAUUAAAGGGGCCAAUUUUUGUAAUACUCCUCACCUACUUGAACAGGAACACACUUUGGCUCUGACCCCAAUUAAGUUCCUUUAAGGAAAACCUGGGGUGGUGUGCUGCAUACUUGCCUGCAGCCUGCUAGCUGAAACGAGGUGGGGGAAGUGGCCGAUUCUCCGCUCACACCUUGAAGACCUGAGCUCUGUUCCUCCCCCUCUGGACCGGUCGGGGUCAUCCCGGUCCACUUCUGCACUGUCCCUUGACUAGCUAAAAGCAACAGGACCUCUGUGUUGGGACAUAAGAGCAUUCAACUCUACUUACUUAAAAUGGCAGCUGACUGCGCAGUGCUGGUUGCUGGAGGCCACACCAAACAGACGCAACCCCUUAGCAGCUUCCUUGAACACUUUGAUAGUCUGUGUGCCGCAUUCUGGGAAAGGUGAGGCAGGAGGCGGAGUCAGGACGAUGGGGAUCACGGCUGCAGCCUCAGUCUUCACUACAUGGGCCAUUCGGAUUUUGGACAGAAAAAGGAAGGCGACCACCCGGGAAUCCUCAUAACCAACAUGGCAAAUCAGUCCGAGGGGGAAGUGAACCGCGACGCGCUGACACCUCUCAGGUUAGCUGUAACGAAUCGCUUAGCACCCAGUACCUCCGUUUGACGGAUGCGCCGAGUGCUUCCCGAAGGCUCCAAGCACUCCACUAGACACCACAACCACCGCAGACCCAACAAACUGCCGCAGCUUGGUUGGAGUCACGCCGUCUUCCACCCACUCUGGACCCAAGACCAGGAUCCAUCUUCCAGUAGGCAGACCUCUCUUAGAAUCCAGAGAGCAGGAACAGGAACAAGCUCUUACAAGAGCUUACUCUGAGGAGUAUAGUGAUUAUAGCAGUCCCUAGAGUGUAGGUAGUUCUCCAAUCCCCCAAACAUGAGCUAAGACUUCAUGAAGGGUAGAACAGGUCUGUUUAAUGAGCACAAAUACAUUUCUUUUAUACAGUUUUCCCCACAAGGUUACCACCCAUGUGGACGUUGUGCAGCACAGGACACAAAAUCACAACAGCCAAUCAACACAGUAUUGUACAGUUAGACACUCCCAGCUAAUGUACACAAACCCUCCCCUCUGCCUGUGAUACAAUUACCAAACACAAUGGACUAACUCAAUUACCACAGGCAGAAAAUAUCUAGUUUUACCCAAAGUCCAGAAACACCCCAAAACAACAACAUAUCCCCACAAAUAUAUAUCCCUGGAUAGCCCUGAUCUGGGUGAACAACAUAUCCAAAAAUCACCCAGAUCAGAGCAGGGGUUUAAAUGUUUUAUGGAAGUCACAUUUGACCAACCGCAAGCAUGGCUUUCAUGCCCAAAACAGAUUUAGGCUGUGUGGCCGGUCUAUCUUCAACUCUAUCCUGGAGAUAAUUGGCUUAAGUGGCUGUGGUAACUAAAUUAUCUCCAGGUACAGGAAAUAUCUCUAAGUCAGAAAUUGUUACAAAAACCACAUAAAAAUACAUAACUCUUAUAAUACAAUGUUUAACCUAUAUGUCCAACAUAUUCCCAGAUAGCUUGGAUCUGAGCGCUCAAUAUGUCCAAUGUUAAAAGUGCGCUAUAGUACAAAUAAGGGUGGGGUCAGAAAAUAGCUAGGGCUGAUGGGAGAUUGAGAAGUGACAAAGCAGCCAGUUUAAUCUGGUCUGGAAGUGUCCUUGGGACAACGCCCUGCUGGAGAAACAAUAGGACAGGAAAAAGGGGGAGGGGAUGAGGCACAUUUUCCUAUGGAUUUAAAGGGGCAGAAAAAGUGUUUUAAUAUCCAAUAUGCCCAAAUAAAGCUUUUAAAGGGCAAUACAUCCCAGGGGCCAUAGUCACAGGGCAAGAGGCUGGCAAGUCAUAGUAGCCUUAGGCAUCGCAUCACGUUCUGUCAACUUGGAGAUGACUUUCAGUGCCAAAAGAGUUCCAGCAUCCAGAUGAGACUGCAGCUUCACUCCAGGCUCACAUAUCGGGCCUCCAGGAUGGGCAUCGGCUAAAUGAAGCGUACUUCUGUGGGGACUUACUUUACUCACCACCGAUUUAAUGCAUGAUCCGAUCGCAUAGCCUGUGGUUAAUUUUCCCAAGUUUUAUCAGUUCUAGUUUGUGUUCUUUGUGCCUCUUAGCUUGCUUAUACAUAACUAUGCUGGGCCCUCAUCCUUCAUUGCAAAUGUUCUGUUGUCGUGGUCCCACCUUGCUGGCAGGGAAGCAAUGGCGCACACGAAGAAUAAUGUGCAACCUCAGACAGGCCAAAGCCCAAACAGGCUCUUCAAGAUAAGACUUAUGAAACAGGUGGCAGAGAGGGAGGACAAAGAGGAAGCUGGAGAUUAUGCCUUCUGUGUGUGGUGCUCUGUGGGAUCCAUCAGCUGACUGGCUGUCACCACAGGUGAGAUGAGAGGUUAAGAGAAGGGUGACUAUCUAGAGCCAGCACACUGCUAAUCUAGAUAUUAAUUACUGAAGGGGUGGGGAGGGGUGAACUGAAGGCAAUGGGGUCUAGGAGGAGAAUCAGAGGCACUCAUGCUGCCAGAUUGUGUGAGUAACAUGAUUCCUACUUAUGGAAUUAUAAAAGAGGUGUGAAAAAUAUCUGAUGUCAUCUAGAGCCAUCUCUACACUGCAACCACAGACUCCCAUCAUCGAACACCUACUGAAUCCAGAUCCCACAGGACCCCAGGGAAUCAACCCUCAUGCCCCAAGAAGGGUGAAAUUAUGAUUUGCAUAUGUGUGUUUAUGUGUGCCUUUGUGUGUAAGUGUGUAUCUGUAUGUGUUUGUGAGUCAGUACCUUUGUGAUAGUAUUUGUGUGUGUCAGUAUGUGUAUGUAUAUAUGUGCAUAUAUCCCAUCAUUCAAAUGCCAGUGCUACUUACAAAUACACCCUGAUAUUCAAACACUAACACUACACACAAGCACACCACUGCAGUCCAACACUAACACUACACAAGAAUACACCACUACAUUCAAAUGGCAACAUUACAAACAAAUACACAACUGUGUUCAAGCACCAACACUCAAGUCCAUACAUUCACGCACACAUACUCCAGACGAAAAUAUGCUUACAUUUAGGCACAAAGACACUGCUUACAAAUACAGCCCUGCAAGGAAGGGCAAAUUGUAGACCCCUAGGUGGCUAAGCAUAAUGGGAGUUAUACAAUAGCUCAGGAUCUAUCUUUUGACUACUGUUGCGCUAGAGGAGGGCCCAAUAAAAUUAUUGCGCCAGAGCCAUCUUUACAUUCGGACACUUUCUUUCUAUUUCUAUUACAAGUGUUUUGUAGAUAUUAAAUAGUUUAGCUAGUUUUUAUCUUGUUUGGUGGAUUUAAAUGGGUCACAAUAGUUGGUAUUUCAAAAAAAUUCUCCUUUAUUAAAUAUAAUAUGUGGAUGCACACUCUAAUAAAAUGUGCAUCAGUUUGUUUUUUAUUGAUGUCAGUAACAAACCAACAUUUUGUAUUGUGUGUGGAACUGCACUCACUCCCAUCAAUCUGAGCCAGGGUGCUUACUGUACCGGAACCAAACACCAGAUUCCCAGUUUAGUAUAAUAAAAUGAAAGAGGUCCAGGCACUCCUUGGUUCAAGACAGGCACUUUAUUGGAACCACAGCAACGUUUCGACUCAAGGGUCUUUGUCAAGCUUGACCCUUGGGUCGAAACGUUGCUGUGGUUCCAAUACAGUGCCUGUCUUGAACCAAGGAGUGCCUGGACCUCUUUCAUUUUAUUGUAGUAACAAAGCAAUAGUCAUGAUAUAACAUAAUGUCAAAAUGUUAAGAUCAUACUCAAGAAUUGCUUACAUGUACUUCAGCUGCAUCUGUUUUUUUGAGCGUGUCAUUCCCUGCUGUUGUCUAACAGUUGAUUGUAUUAUGUUAUGCAAGUGUUGGUAUUUCUGCUUUUGAUGUUUUGUGUCAUAAUGACACAGGAGACCCUAGCACACCAGCAACACUGCAGUAAUACGAAUGAUGAUUAAAGAAAAUGUUAUGCUGCUAGUUGCACAUGUAACACGUGUAAUAUAUUUGUAAACCUUCCCUUAUAAAGAAUAGUAAUGUGAUCUCCUUGAGUGCCACAGAGGUUGUUCACCCUUCAAAGGGUUAAAGAGAGAUGGGUCACUGAUCUUCUGUACUGAUUAGACUCCAAAUCAGAUAGUAUAUGUAAUAAAAGCAAUUACUGAUUGCUUUACUUGAAACCUGCUGUGAUACAAAUUUUGCUAUCAAUGAUGACAUCUUUCCACUGAAAUACUGGUUAGUAUGAUAAAAGAGACAGAACCUUGUAGCUGGAGUUACCUCUAUUGAAUCUUCUGACCCUUCUGACAGUAACUUGAUGUUAUGGGACCUCUUGGUGCAUGUCCAAACUGUAUUGUCUGUAAUGACAUUCUUAUGUGAGCGGUCCAGCAAGCUAAGUUGAUAAUAAUCACACCCUGUAGUUUGCAGAUAACAAGGCACUGGUUGUGCUCAGUAAGUGUAAAGGGGCAUUUCGUCGAAACCCUUGUCAUGUGGUUGGAGCAGCAUUGAUGCAAUUACUGUGAUUAAAGAUAAAGGUUUAAUUAAAACUCUGUUUUUGGUUGUAGUAAGUCUUUCUGGCAUGGUCUCCUGCCUGUAAAAAAAAAAAAAGAAAAACAUAUUUGUAAUCGCAUGCUGAGGACACAUUCCACCUAAAGCUAGAUCCCCAUCUAGUGCCUGUAAAGUGUGUGCGAGUGCAUCUAGGGGCUGCAUUGUGAGUGUGUAUGUAUUGGAGUUGCAUUGCGUGCUUAUCAAGGAGCUAUAGUUAUUAUAUAUAUAUAUAUAUAUAUAUAUAUAUAUAUAUAUAGAUAUGUGUGAGAUAUAUGAGAUUUGGUGUGUAAUGGGGUGGAGCAUGUAUGUAUGUAUGUGUGUGUGGGGGGGUUAAGCUAUGUGGGGAAGAAGUGUGUAUGUGGUUGAAGAGAUGAUGUGUGUGAGGGGUGCACUGUGUGUGUAUGCAAAGGUGUACUCUGUGUUGGUGGGAGUGUACUGUAUGCGGGGGUUCACUGUCUGUGAGGGUGUACUGUGUUCAAGGGGUGUAGCGAGUGGGAUAGGGAAGAGCUUUACAAUUUUUACUUUAAUAAUUGUUUACAAAAAAAUAAAAAAGAAUAUUCCCUUUUCCCUCAUCUUACCUUGCAGGGAGGGGGUGGCACAAUCAGAUCCGUGGUGGUUGAGAAGGCUGCCUAUCCAUCAGGUACAGGGGAGGUCAUGAGAUGAGAGGUAUCUCUCUUGGAGCUCAAGCACUUCCUGCUUCCCCACACAGACUGACUCAUACAUGCACAGAUUAAUCCUCCUCAUACACAGACUGACCCAUGGACACACACACACACACACACACACAGACUGACCCAUGCGCUCACACACACACACACACAGACUGACCCAUACACACACACACAGACUGACCCACCCCACAAAGAAUGACCCAUACACACAAACUGACCACCACACACACAGGCUGAACCCUCCCCACCCCCCACACACACAGACUGAAACCCCCCACAUCAUCCCAUCUGCCUAUUCCUCUACAGCUUUCCUUUGAGGCAGGUAUUUUCCCUUCUUCCUAUUACUCUGGAGCUCUGCAUAGUGCUUGCUAUUGCCUUUACAAAGGCACUUGUAGCUCUCAGGCGUAGCUUUGUUGGCUUAUCCCAGAGCUAGAGUGGUUCUAGUUGGUAGCAAUCCUCAGCAGUACAGGAGAGCAGACAAAACAUUUAACAGUAUACACACACAUUAUAAACACCCUGCACCUAUAAUGGGCACAGGGUGACUGAGACAUUUAGAAAGCAUUGUAAAGUGUCCUUCUGCUCCCAGUGAUCGUGACUACCUCAAGGGAUUUAGAGGACAUAUCGAGCAUAUAUAGGAUGUUAUUCGGAUCAACUUGAGAUCCUAUGGUCAGAAGUAGUGAUUAAUCUAGUUAUAUCCACUUGAGUAUGAAUUAUGGAUGAUAGAUUAUGGGGGAACAUGGUCUAUUAAAUACAUGUCGAUCCCUAUCAGAUAAAAUGUUUAGUAGAGACACCUCUAUUUUAAAUUCCUCCAUAAAGGAUAAUUCCAAUAAAGACUGAAUUAUUGUAAACAGGAUUCCAUUCUCAUUUCAUGUUGUUUGGUAUACUAAAUGAAUUGGAAACAUUUAUACACUCUUUUUUUUGGUUUGGAUGUAUAUAAUAUUAUUUACUCCUUAUUAGGAAGCACACACACUUUUUUAAUAAGAAAAGUUUGUCUGUAUAAUCAUGGAGUAUCCAGUUGAUCCUCUAUUGGGGAUUUUUUGUGAUCUCUUAAACUACUCAGGGUUAGGUCCUUUCCUAUAUAGGAUUUCUCUUCUGUAGGCGAUCUUUCCUCUCCUUUUUUUUUCCGUUUUAGCUUAAGGGCCUGACACUCGAAGCUUAAAGGGUCACUCCGACCCCUAAACAACUUUAGCGUGCUGAAAAGAUCCAUGUGUGACAAGUGUGUCCUCUUUUUUUAUUUUACAAAAAAUGCAAAUUGACACUUUUAUAAAUAAACCUGGUUACACCCCCUUGGCUUUCAACGCUACUUCCUGGUUUUGUUAGCUUAAUGCAGCUGACAUCAAGAGGCAGCAAUUGCCCAGAGCACCUGACUUACAAAGACUUCUCAUUGAGCUGUAUUGGGAAAUCUGUGAUUGGACAUCCACAGAAAGUCUUGGUGGGGUUAGAAGGGGAGGGUUUGCAAAUGCAGCAGACAAGAGAUCUACAGGUUUUGCAAGCUGAUUUUAAAUAUAACCCAAUGAAAAAUGCACAAUUAAAUGCAUGUUAGGUUUCAUUUGGGGUAUAUCUACUAAACAGUGAUUUUUAUUUAUUUUGUAUUUGGUGCCCAGUCCAAGGUUUCCUCAUUGAAGCCAAGGACUUCAUGGAAAAAGAGGGGCAGAGCAAAAAGGCAGCAUCUACACAACUAUAAGGUUAAGUCAUUUGUUAAGGUAAGACAGCGCCUAAGACUGGUUGUGCAUGCAUAACCAGUAAUAUAUAUUGUGUAAUAUUUUUGUUUUUAUUGUACUUUUCACAUCCUGUUCUAUGUUUCCUGUUUCAUAAAUUUAGACGGAUGUAGUCGGAUCUUUUGUUAAAUAUCGGGAAUUCAUUUUUAUUUUAGAAUGCAAGUCUUUCAGCUGGGCAAUAAAAAAAAGAAGGAAAUCCCAAAAGUAGUCUCUGAAAAGAUUUCAUUGUUGUACAACUACUAGCAAACUGCAAUAGAAAAAUCCUUUAAAUAUACACAGUAUCUCACAAAAAUGAGUACACCCCUCACAUUUUUGUAAACAUUUUAUUAUAUCUUUUCAUGUGACAACACUGAAGAAAUGACACUCUGCUACAAUGCAAAAUAGUAAGUGUACAGCAUGUAUAACAGUGUAAAUUUACUGUCCCCUCAAAACACUCAACACACAGCCAUUAAUGUCUAAACCGUUGGCAACAAAAGUGAGUACACCCCUAAGUGGAAAUGUCCAAAUUGGACCCAAUUUGGCCAUUUUCCCUCCCCGGUGUCAUAUGACUCGUUAGUGUUACAAGGUCUCAGGUAUGGAUGGGGAGCAGAUGUGUUAAAUUUGGUGUUAUCACUCUCACACAUACAAAGCAGCCCUGGAAAAAAAAAAUUGUGCCAGCCCAAUAAGUCACUGCGCCAUAUAUUGUCGCGUGUAAUAUGUAAGGCUAUGUCUUGCCAUGACAGAUGAUUGAGUAAUAUAUAUAUAUAUUCAUUGAAGAAAGGUGCACUAACAGGGCUUCAUCCAUAAGUAGUUUUAUUCUUAGAUGUGCAUUACAUGUGUAAUCAAAUCCUCAAUCAACGUUUCGACCCCUAAAGGGUCUUUUUCAAGAUCAAUUGAUCUUGAAAAAGACCCUUUAGGGGUCGAAACGUUGAUUGAGGAUUUGAUUACACAUGUAAUGCACAUCUAAGAAUAAAACUACUUAUGGAUGAAGCCCUGUGAGUGCACCUUUCUUCAAUGAAUAUUUAUACACUUACGCUGAGGUCUGCACCCAGGCAAAGAUAUAAAGGAAAACUUCAGUUAAUGGGUGAGUGCCAAGAGCAUCUUUGUAUAUAUAUAUAUAUAUAUAUAUAUAUAUAUACAUAUAUAUAUAUAUAUAUAUAUAUAUUGCUUUUUCUCAUAUAAAAUAUUGGUCCUUUCAGGGUAAAAUGUUUAAUUAUACAGUAAGCAUACUCACACGCAGACACAGGCAAUUUCAAUGACAUCUCAAUGACACACACAAGCUCAUUGAUACACAGCCUCAUAGACAAACAAUCUCACUGAUAUAUAUCAGCUCAUUGACAUAAAAACACAAGCUCACUCACUAGCAAGCACACGCAUGCAAGCAAGCUCACUCACUAGCAGACGCACACACACAGCUUAAUGUAGUGGUACUGUUGUCCCUACAGGCUUUUCAACGUAAACACUGACUUUUCAGAGAAAAUGCAGUGUAUACACUGCUUCAAAGUGACACUGCUAGUGACAGUCACUCAGACGGUCACUAGAGGUGCUUCCUGUGUUAGUGCACCUACAUUCAGGGCCUCCACACUCUGUAGGUGCUGAACGUUCCCCAUAGAGAUACAUUGAUUCAAUGCAUCUCUAUGAGGAGAUGCUGAUUGGAGUGGCGUUUUGCAGCCAAUCCUAUGGCAAAGCAUUGGAUUGGCUGAGAUCAUCAAGCUUGAUGAUCUCAGCCAUAGAGGCAGGGCCAGUCGAAGGGGAGACCAGCACGCUGCGUGGGGAAAAAAAAGGUGAGCAAAAACACUAUUUUUAAACACACAUAUACACCAUGACAGACACAGAAACACACAUAUACCAUGACAGAUACACACCCCAUGACAGAUACACACCCCAUGACAGACACACACACCAUGACGGACCAUGACACAGACAGACCCACACACACACACCAUGACACAGACAGACACACACACACCUCAUCAUGACGGACAGACACACACACACACACACCCCAUGACGGACAGACACACACACCAUGACGAACAGACACACACACCAUGACACAGACAGAGACACACAAACACCAUGACACAGACAUACACACACACACACCAUACAGACAGACACCAUGACACAGGCAGACAGACACACACCAUAUCUAUCAAAUCUACCCUAGGCACGAUAUACUACAAAACAGAGGUAACUCCAAUUGCGCUGCUUAGUGUACUAAAACAAUCACCUCCAACUCACCUUUAAACAUUACGGUGGACUCUCACUUUCAUCGAGGACACAUUACCUGUCCCACAGUAUAUUUCAAUAAUGCACCAAAAAUGUAUGCAUGUUCAGGUAUUUGGAGCUGUUCCUUUGCACCUCACCCUGUCACUGGUGCCUCAUUCCAGGACCCUAUUUAAUCUUGCACUGCAGGAGAAUGGUCUUUCCAAGUAAAAUGAAUUAAUCUGUUAAAAGCAGACAUUCGGUUACUAUGAUAGGGCCUGACAAAACUGGGGUUCAUUGGCGCUGUGGUAGGCUUUUGCAUUGCAUCAUAUACUGUAACUAAAUCCCCAUUAUUUGCCAGGUGUUUUUUUUUUUUUUAAACGCUGUUUAGUAGUGAGUGGGUGUGUGUGUGUGUGUAUAUAUAUAUAUAUAUAUAUAUAUAUGUGUGUAAUUUUAUUUAUGGUGUGCCAAAGUAUUCCACAGUGUUCUAUCAUUAUGAAAAAGUAACAAAUGGUAGAAUAGUUUGCAUUUAAAGUCACAUUCUUCAUAGAAAGUCCUUAUUUGGAUAUAUAGCAAGAUAUCAAAUUUAUAUCCAGACUGUAUAUAAAAGCAUAAAAUGAUUUUUUUCCCCUUUUUUCUAUAUCUAGAUCUUGACACUACAGGAGCAUUGUUAUUUUCUAUUAUAACAUUAAUGACAAUAUUCGCAUUCCUGGUGUUCUUAGAAGAAGCAUACUAUAUGUAUAAGAAAAUACCUGGCUCAAAAAAAUCUAUAAUGAUUUGGAUAAAUGCAGGAGCACCAGUAAGUAACCAAACAACCCCAUUUAACAAUAUUUGGGCAUGGGUGGAAAAGCAGGGCAUUUUAAAGACAAAAAAGAACCAUGCUAAAUUGGCAUAGUUCUUUUAGAUUUCUGUUGAUUAGAAAGUUUAAAAAGCAUGCCAACAAGAAGUUUACAAGUCAAGAUUGUAUUAAACUCUGUUGUAAUUGUAGUUGACUUUCAACUUGACAACCAUGAUGUAGAGUAGAGUAACAAAAUUUUAGACAAAGAAAAAUAAAAUUGCUGAACACAAAUAUUUGUGUUUCAAAACAGUAAAACGUAUCCCAACAAUGAUAUCGUCAGUGAAAGUGCUGUUUGUGUGUGAAAAAUGCAAAAAAAGGCACUUUCACUUACAAGAUCAUCGUCGUGAUACUGUUUGAAACACUAAUAUUUGUAUUCGGCAAAGUCUCCCGAGUAUAACAGUACCUCCCCCCAUGUACAGGUUUUACGGUAUCUUGGAAUGUUACAGUGCUCGCGAAAUAUAGGGCUUGCGAAGUAAAUUCUCUGGACUUUCUGCCUGGGUUGUCAGGCAGGCUCCUCAAAUAGUAAUUAAUAAAAUGAUUUAUUUAUGUAAAAAUAUUACAUUAAUAUAUACAUAGAAUUUAAAUAUAUAUGUAUAUAUACAUAUAUAUGUGUGUGUAUAUAUAUAUAUAUAUAUAUAAUUUGUAUUAUUUUUAUUUAUAUAUAGCUAUAUAUACAUACAUAUUUAUAACUUUAUUCUAAAUGUAUUUAUAUAUAUAUAUAUAUAUAUAUAUAUAUAGUAAUACAUACAUAGUACAAAAUUACACAUGUACAUAGUUUUUAAAAAAAAGCUGAAAUGAGAAUGUGACAAUUCUCAUUUCAGUUCACUACAAUUUGGUGUUUAGUGAAUAACCCUGAUUGAAUGAUACACCAGUAUGAUUUUUAAUGUCGCAUAGGUGCUUAAUUUCCUCUGUGAAAAUUGAUGUCAAUUUACUUUCUUACACUUGCUUAAAAACACUCUUAAUUCACAUUUAAAACCCACAAUGUAAACUUUACUGAAUAAUCUUAGAAUGUUAUUUUUAUUUUGUUUCAAUUUUUUAAAAUGUUUUUCACAUUUUUAUUAAAGAAAUGCAAGGUACACAUGUCACAAAGUACGUCACAAAAGUAAUUCACAUAUUUUACUAAGCCAAAGGUAUUCAAUGGUCUAUGUUACAAUCAGGUGGUAAUUGUAUCAUAUUAGUAAUAAUAAGAAGUAGGUAGACACAUUUAGAUUUUGAUAAGAAAAUAACAACACAAAUUAUUCUUAGUCUAGGUCAGUGGUAGCCAACCUUUUUCUACCUACUGCCUACUAAUGCAUCUUUCUUGAUGGAAAAAUGUCCUUACCGCCCACCAGUUUUCGCGCAAGGGUGGAAUAUUUUUUAGAAAGGAGGGUGUUUUAAAAAUAAUAAAUGUACAUACGUUUAUCUUUCUAUUUCUACUUAAUGCAUGUUUAUAAUGUUUUUAACUUUAUAAAGUUUAAUGAGAAAACAAUAAAGUAAAUUGAAAUUACCUUUACUAGUGAUUAAUGAGAUCCUUGAGGUUGAUGCUGCAAGACUAAAUAUUUUAUAUCUGGUUCGAUUUUUGUAAGGAACAAACAAAGGUCUCCUCUUUUGGUGAUAUUCAGACAACUUCUCUGUUUGCGCAUAAUAUGAUUUCUCAUCUGUGCGUCAGCUCCCCUCCUCUCCCUCCUCAAUUCCCCUCCCCACCUUUCCCCCUUUUUUUUACAUUUUUUAACCUUCCUUAUAGCAAUUCACAGUAGGAAGGCUGAGCUAGGUAUCCCACUUACUAUUACUUACUAUAGCCCACUAUAACAGACAGGUACACAUACAUACAUACAUACAUACAGACAUACAUACACACAUACAGACAGACAGGAACACACAUACAUACAGACAUACACACACAAGACACAUACAUACAAACAGACACACACAGACAUGCAUACAGACACACAUAAGACAUACAUACAAAGGCACAUACACACAGACAGACACAAGACACACAUACAUACGACACACAUACAUACAAAGACACAUACACACAACACAUACAUACAAAGACAAGACACACAUACACACAAAGACACAUACAAAGACACACACAUACAUACAAAGACACACACAUACAUACAUACAAAGACACACACAUACAAAGACACAUACAAAGACAGACAGACACAUACAAAGACAGACAGACACAGACACACACACAUACAGACACACACAUACAGACAGACACACACACACACACACACACAAGAGAUACAUACAAAGACGCAUACACAAACAAACACACACAAAAUAUUUUAGUCACCCUCCUGUUUCCUACCGUUAAGGUGCAGGAGGGUGACUUUCCCUGGGGUCCAGUGGUAGCUCAGGUGGAUGGGAGUCAGAGUUCCCACUCUGACUCCCUGGUCUUCCUCCCGCGCGGCUCUCAGUGUUAGCUGGGAGGAGUGACAUGCAGUCACUUCCUCCCAGCUCGGUGAUGUAAUCACAGGGGGCCGGGUCACGCUAUUAAAGCGCCCAGCGCUGACCGGGCCCCCUUACAAUCCACAUCCAUUGGGUGGCCCUGACAGACUGGGCCACCCGAUGGAACCCUCCAUAUGCAGCACCGGGGGUUUGCUGCGCGGGCCGGAAAUUGUGAUGGCGGUACCCGGUCGCAGGGGUACCGCCGGCUCGCACCCGCCCGCCCGGUCUCUCAAAAUUAGAAAAUCCCUACCGCCCACCUGGAAUCCUGAAACUCCCACUAGUGGGCGGUAGGGACCAGGUCGUAUUCCCAAAGGGCCAAGUAAAAUUGUAGAUUAUGCUAACUUUAGUGUACCGAUAAUCUUAAUUUUAUUAAUGACAGGAGGCGAGUAUUUGCUUAAGUCUUUCUUUACUUAAGCUUCACAGCAGCACUUUUUUUACUUAGUAACAGGGUAACCAAUCAGAAAAAGAGAUAACAAGGUAUAAGAGUCCCUCCCUGUGAUGUCACUUCCUCUUUCUGGCUGCGAACAAAUAGGAACAGGGACUGUAACUGAACCAGAUGAAGAAUUCAGGAUGCCAGAUGAGAAAGCAAAUGUUAGAGAGGGAACAGGAACGUAAACAUGUCUUCUUAGAGAGCCGAGGUGAUGCUUGAGAUGGAACGGCAACUGAACUUGUCUUCAUGAGGGGCUUUAUGCUGAAACGAGAAAGCAGAAUCGAAACCAAGGAUUAAUCCGAGAAUUGGAUUUAUAAAAUAUGACAUUCGGUAUUUAGAAAAUCUCGUCUAAAAGCCCACCUCCUACGAAGUGUAACCUAUCCACCCUUAGAGAGAAACCCUUAGCCCUCCCCACAGUAGAGGUACCUAGAGUAUGUAUUUAGUCUAGAUGAACUUACUUAGAUAGGUGACCUUAGGGAGGGGAAAAAAGAACGAGAGUGAAGGGUGGGAAAUACUCGCCUCCUGUCAUUAAUAAAAUUAAGAUUAUCGGUACACUAAAGUUAGCAUAAUCUACAAUUUUAUAACAUGACAGGAGGCUUCGUAUUUGCUGUUUUAACGCUCCCCAAGAAGGGCUAAGGAAGCGUGCACAGCCGGACGAAAAUAGAAGUUGCGGAAAGUCUGUUCCCGGGACCAGUCUGCUGAGUGGAGAAUGUCCCGAAGUGAGGCUCCAGCGCUGAAAGCUCCCGAUGCCGCCGCUCCCCUGAUAGAGUGGGCUCCGAAGGAGGCCUCAAUCCCAGCGAGGGAGAGCAACCACCUAACCCAUCGGGCAAGGGUUAUGGUUGACACCGGAUUAUGUGGACGGACGUAGGAGAUCAAUAGUUGGCUGGAGGAGGUUGAACGAAGGGAGGAGGUGAGUAGUAAAUAACGAGAGAGAAGUGAUACCACACACAAUUUUGGAUGGUUAGGGAAAUAAGGGUAAAAUACCGAAGAAGAGUUUGAUUUUGUCCGUCUGGACACGGAAAAGGUGACACCUUCGGGGGAAAAAUUGAUAGCGUCAUGGUCAAAAGCUCGAACAUCCGACACUCGUCGGAAGGAUACUAAGCAGAGUAGCAGGGUGAAUUUAGCCGAGAGUUGACGGAGGGUUAGAUCUUCGUUGUUCGGCCAGGUUUCCAGGAAACGAAUCAUGACGUUAACAUCCCAUAGAUGGGAGUAUUUUGGUGUUGGGGGGGCGAGCCAGUUUGAUGCCCCUCAAUAGUCUGCAAACCAGCGGGUCCUGGCCCGCUGGAAUCCCAUGUAGAGGGACAUGGGCUGCCGAGAUUGCUGACCGGGCCACGUUGAUGGACCGGUAAGUACGGCCUAAGUCGAACAGGUGUGAGAGGAAAUUCAGUAUGGACUGUCUAGGGGCUGUAAGGGGAUCGGUAUUCCGUUCCAUGCACCAAUUGCACCAAGUACUCCAGGAAGAAAGGUAGCAUCUUCUGGUUCCAGGAGCCCAGGAAUCCCAGAGAAGUUCUUUAGAUCUCUGCGAUAAUUCUCCGAAAUUCCAGGAUCCCCUGAAAGAGUCCAAGCCACUAAUUGGAGAUGACCUUGCAUUAUCAUCGGAUGAGGGUUUCCUUGAGGGUCCUCUAACAGGUUGGGCCAUAGAGGUAGAAGGAGGGGAUGUUGGCAGGAGAGGUCCAGGAGAUCUGGGAACCAUGCUUGGCCCUGCCAGAGCGGGGUGAGUAGUACCAGUGUGACCUGUUGUCUGCGAAUCUGAAGAAGGGUUCUUGGGAUCAUCGCGAACGGAGGGAAGGCGUAGGCUCCCGUCGUCGGCCAUUUCUGAAGAAAGGCAUCUACUGCCAAACAUUCCGGGUCUGGUAGCCAGCUGAAGAAGCGUGGGACUUGAAAAUUCGUCCGGGAGGCGAACAGGUCCAGAGUAAACGGGCCCCUGAGUUUGGAGACGUGGAGGAAGACUGACCUGUGUAAGCGCCAGUCGCUGCCGUCUCUCCAAUGUCGGGAGAACCAAUCCGCAGUGGUGUUCGUCUCCCCCGGAAGGUAUUCUGCCCGGAGUGUUAUGUUGCGCUGGAAGCAAAAAUUGUAGAUGUCCUUUGUCACCUCGGACAGGGUGUGAGAUCUGGCCCCGCCCAAUUUGUUGAUGUAUUGAACGGCCGAGAUAUUGUCCAUUCGGAGGAGAAUACAGCAGUCUGAGAGAUGAUUGGCCAGACUGCGGAUUGCAAACGAUCCUGCGAUUAAUUCCAGACAGUUGAUGUGGAGAGAGUGUUCUGCGUCGGUCCAUGGUCCCCCGGUGGAAGUUGUAUGACAAGUUGCACCCCAGCCUUGGAGGCUCGCGUCUGAUUCCACCACAAAGUCCGGAGUGGGACCAAAAAUUGCUUUGCCGUUCCAGGCAGACAUGUGGCGAAGCCACCAGUAGAGUUCCUCCCUCACCUCGGUAGUGAUCGGGACCCUUUGGUCGUAUGAUGGAUGGGUCUGGAGGAAUUGAGCCUUCAAGCGUUGCAUGGCCCGAUAAUGGAGGGGACCUGGGUAGAUUGCUUGAAUGGAGGCAGAAAGCAGGCCUAUAAUCCGAGCCAAACCUCGGAGAGGUAGAUCCACUUGGCGAAGCGUCUUGCGCAGUUCCUUCCUGAUCGCGGUUAACUUGGACUGAGGCAGGCGGAGAACACAGGUGGAGGAGUCGAUCUCGAAGCCGAGAAACUGUAUGAUUUGGGAUGGAGUCAGCGAGGAUUUUUCCUUGUUGAUGACGAAUCCCAAGGAUUCUAUCAAUGAGGAUGUGUAGUUCGUCUGUGACUGCAGCGUGGAGAUGUUGUCGCAGAGUAGUAAGAGGUCGUCGAGGUAGAUUAGGCAGCGAAAACCCCUUGCUCGAAGAUGUGCGGUGACUGGCUUGAGCAGUUUGGUGAAGCACCAGGGAGCGGAACUCAGGCCGAAUGGAAGGCAGGUGAAUUGGAAGAUCCGGUGGUGCCAGGGGAAGCGGAGGAAACGUCGACUGGAUGGAUGUACUGGCACGGAGAGGUAAGCAUCCUUGAGGUCGAGUCGGGUGAACCAAUCGCCUGGACGGAGAAUGUCUCUGAGGAGAUGUAUCCCUUCCAUUUUGAAAUGCCGGUAUAUCACGAAGGUAUUCAAUUGGCGAAGGUUGAUUACCGGGCGAAAUUCUCCCGAUUUCUUUUUGACCAGGAAUAUGGAACUUAGAAAGCCUUCGUCGUGUGGAGCGGGUUGAAUUGCUCCUUUUGUUAGCAAGGAACGUAGUUCUGAAUCGAGGAGGAGCCAUUGAGAUUUUGACAUUAUCGGGUAAUGGGGAGGACCUGUUUGAGUAGGGAGAGAAUAAAAUUCUAUGAAAUAACCCUGAACCGUGUUUAGAACCCAUGUAUCUGAAGACAGCGUCUUCCACAUAUCCACACAAUGUAACAACCUGCCCGCAUGAGAAACCGUAGAGAGGUGAAAAGUAGGAAAUCUCACCUGUUGGGUAUCUGUAGCGUCCACGGGCUCUACCUCCUCUUCCCCUAUCUGACCUUUGGGUGUAGAAACCUCUAUUUUGAUAGUUGGGGAAGAAUGGUGAAGUGGGGGUUCGUUGGCGUUGGCUUGUGGGCCAGAAGCGGCUGACUGCACGACCCCUUGGACGGCCAGCCCUGCCAAAAACCCGAGAGGGUUGUUGGUGGAAUACUCUUCUCAUGGAUGAUUGCGCCUUGUUCAGGGUGGCGUAUAAAUUUACAUGCUUGUGUAAUUCUUUAAUAUAGGGUUCUCCAAAUAAUAGACCCUUGGCCUUGGGGCCCAACUCUUUGGUCCCUAGGUCGGCUAGUUUGGCAUCCAUACGCAGCAGCACUGCUUUUCUACGCUCGGUAGAGAGGGAAGUAUUUGCAUUGCCCAGCAGGCAAAUGGAGCGUAGUGCCCAUUCUCUGAUCACAGAUGGGUCUAAAGGGCCCUCGUUAGUGAGGGCUUCAUCAGCCAGUAGAAGAAUUCUUGCCAAGGGCCCUAGGACAUCCAACAUCUUGUCCUGGGUGAUGCGUAGGCUGCGCUCAAUGCCCUUUUUAGGGUCACGGCCAGAUCUGGCUAAAUAUGUGUAGAGCAGGGAAUAAAACUCCGGGGUCAUAGCGACCUUGUCUGGUAAGGUGGGUCUAGGGCAUUCAGCUCUUAGGCGUUUGCGGACCUCCCGGUCUAGGGGUCUCCUUAUCCAGAAAUGGAUAUAUUGUGAAAGGUGAUUUGGGAGUGACCAUUCUGAAGAUCGAGGGUAUCUGAUCUGUCGUGGGUCAAAUAGUGGUUCACCAAGCGUAUCCAGAAAGGUUUCGGGUACUGAAACCUCAGUAGUGGGGUCUCCCGUGAUAUCUUGAGGGAAAGGUGCUUCUCUGAAAGAUGUCUCAGGCCAGACUUCUUCAUCUUCUGAAGAGUGGCCAGCUUGCCAUUCAUCUAGAAUGGCCAAUGGGUGUGAGUCGAAAGAGUCGUCUUCCUCCUCCGACAAGGUAGGCUGUAUGGAAUGUUUUUCCCUGGCGUCCGCUUGUUUUGGGCGUUUAGCCGGUUCUUUCCCUUUGCGUUUGAGUGAUUCUGGCCCAUCCCCUUUCCAAUAUCGUUUAUUGAGUUUGGAAGGGUUCCUUCUUGUAGAAUCGGAAUCAUCCGCCUCUUCAUCAGAGUGCGGGGGCUCAGAAAUUUUGGUAUCUUUGGGCUCAAUGGGCAGCACCCGAGCCAGGGUCUUUUCUAGUGAAGCGGCAACAGCCGCGUUUAUAAUCGCUUGCAGAUUUUGAUCUUGGUUUGAAGCCUCCAUAGCAACAGUGUUGGUACCUAUGGGGCAGAAUAGGCCAGCAUUAGAAAGUAUUUUAGGGCCGUCUAGUAUAUCAAAAGAUAUUUAAUUUCAACAGUGCAAGCUGUAAUGGGGGUCACCCAGAUACAAUAACCUCAGAGUGCUUAUUUAAACUCGUGUAGAGGUAUGGUGGCACAGACAAAGCGGGCCAGUCAUGGGCUGUAUGGUAUAACAGCAAUCAUAAAAUAUAUAGGGACUUACCCUUAGAAAAAUCACAAUAUGACUGUGAUAAAUAUUUAGCUGGCUGGUAUUGGGGGUUGCUCCCAAUAUAACAGUAUUGAGUAGUUUAAUAUACAUGCAUAAUAAUAUUGGUAAUGUAGUACCUUUAAUUCACCACCAGGGGGAGUAGUGUAAGCGAAAAUUCUCCUGAACUGAAUUACAGAGAGAAGUAUCUCUUGUGAAAAACAAAUUCUGCUCUGAGGGAAAUAUUGUCUGAGAAAUAUAAGUGAGAGAACUUAUAUAUGUGAAACUUGUAAGAUAUUUGUACUGCCGAUUAACAAUUAAAAUGGCCGCCGUGCGGCUAGAAUGGUCGCCGAUCGCGGCUCCAACAAAAUGGCCGCCGCGAUCUCGCGCAUGCGCAAAAGGUGCAAACGGCCGUUCGGAUCUCGCGGCAAUGCGCGAGAUCCAAGAUGGCCGCCGUGCGCGCUCAGGGCCGAUGGAGGCGUACUCCACAGCCCAAAAGCCCGGGAAAAACGGGGCAGAAUAUGCCGACCGCAACCCGGACCAAUAAAAGUAAGAGACACAAUGAAAAGGUAUAGAAAAAUGAAACAGAACGUAAGGGACAGUACAAAAGGACUAAAGGGAGAAAAUUAGGCAGUAAUAAGUUAAGAGAGAAAACUUUAGAAGAUAGCUAAGGUGGGACAAGCACCUUAGAAAUAGGAAUAUAAGAAUAUAGCUAAAGUAUGGGAAACAUAGCUAAGAAAAAACAAAGAUUAAAUAACAAGUUAAAAUAAAGAGGAGAGUAAAUAACCCACAGAAAGUAAGAGGCAGUGGCACUCUGACCUGUACUGGUGUGAAGCAGCAAAGAAAGAGGAAGUGACAUCACAGGGAGGGACUCUUAUACCUUGUUAUCUCUUUUUCUGAUUGGUUACCCUGUUACUAAGUAAAAAAGUGCUGCUGUGAAGCUUAAGUAAAGAAAGACUUAAGCAAAUACGAAGCCUCCUGUCAUGUUAUAAAAUUACAUUACAUAGCAGUAAACUCCUUUUAAAAUAAUUUUUUAAAGAUAAUUGGGGGAUAGACACUGGACUGAGGACUGAAGGGCAGUGUAAAAACUACAGAUACACAGUAAAUUGUGUAACAAACAAGUGUGAUAUAGAAGGCGCUUAGAAUUGAAAAAUCUAUGAAAAGCAGCUAUAAACACUCAGCGGACACUCCAAAAAAUCCACUAACUUAAACAAAAUACAAAGAAACUACAACCCAAUAUUUUUGGUGAUAUAGCUCACCAACUAAACAUUAAAAUGUAAGUGCAGCACUUAAAAGUGUAAAUAAAAACUUUCCCUUAAAAUAUUAUGGGGGUUAAAACCAUACAUAUAAGAAAAAAGAAAAAGAAAACACACAAUAGUGUAUUAUUGUAUAACUGUAAAAACAAAUAGUGAAGUAAGUGAUGGAAUACCUACAUUUAUAGAUGCUUUUGUGGGUAUAGGGUUUAAACACAAGAGCUUCAGGGCCUUUUAAGGCGACAACCAAUAGCUUCUUUAAGAGGAUCUUCGGUAUACCUCUCCACAGAUUCAUAUAUAAAAGUGAAAAGAGCAAAAAGGAUCAAAUCCAGGUGUACUAGGUUUGGUAUUAAUAUAUAAAGCAAAAUUAGGAUAAACUGAAAUGAAGUGGAUAAAAUAAAUUAAGACUAAUUUUUAAACCAAUUUCUGAAUUCUCGCAAUUCUAUAUCAGGAUUUUUAUAUUUACAUAAAAUAAAUUCAUACAUUAUACAGUGAGGGAAAAAACGUAUUUGAUCCCCUGCUGAUUUUGAACGUUUGUCCACUGACAAAGAAAUGAUCAAUCUAUAAUUUUAAUGGUAAGUGUAUUUUAACAGAGAGAUACAGAAUUUUAAAAAAAUCCAGAAAAACGCAUGUCAAAAAAGUUAUAAAUUGAUUUGCAUGUCAAUGAGUGAAAUAAGCAUUUGAUCCCUUAUCAAUUAGCAAGAUUUCUGGCUCCCAUGUGUCUUUUAUACAGGUAACGAUCUGAGAUUAGGAACACUCUCUUAAAAGCAGUGCUCCUAAUCUCCUAGCACCUGUCCACAAAAGCAAUCAAUCAGAUUCCAAACUCUCCACCAUGGCGAAGACCAAAGAGCUGUCCAAGGAUGUCAGAGACAAGAUUGUAGACCGACAAAAGACUGGAAUGGGCUAUAAAUCCAUCGCCAAGCAGCUUGGUGAGAAGGUGACAACAGUUGGUGCGAUUAUUUGCAAAUGGAAGAAACACAAACUAACUGUCAGUCUCCCUCGUUCUGGUGCUCCAUGCAAGAUCUCACCUCUUGGAGUUUCAAUGAUCAUGUGUAUGGUGAAGAAUCAGCCCAGAACUACAUGGGAGAAUGUUGUUAAUGAUCUCAAGGCAGCUGAAACCAUAGUAACCAAGAAAACAAUUGGUAACACACUACUCCAUGAAGGACUGAAGUCCUGCAGCGCCAGCAAGGUCCACCUGCUCCAGAAAGCACAUGUACAGGCCCGUCUGAAGUUUGCCAAUGAACAUCUGAAUGAUUCAGAGGAGAACUGGGUGAAAGUUUUGUGGUCAGAUAAGACCAAAAUCAAGCUCUUUGGCAUCAACUCAUCUGGCUGUGUUUAGAGGAGGAGGAAUGCUGCCUAUGACCCCAAGAACACCAUCCCCACUGUCAAACAUGGAGGUGGAAAUAUUAUGCUUUGUUUUUCUGCUAAGGGGACAGGACAGCUGCACCGCAUCAAAGGGUUGUUGGACGGGGCCAUGAACCGUCAAUCUUGGGUGAGAACCUCCUUCCUUCAGCCACGGCAUUGAAAAUGGGUCUCACUGUGAGGUCUCUCACUGUUAAAUGCACCUACCAUUAAAAUUAUAGACUGAUCAUUUCUUUGUCAGGAGGCAAACGUUCAAAAUCAGCAGGGGAUCAAAUACUUUUUUUCCUCAUUAUUUAUUUUUUACUUGUCUGAUAUGGUUUAAUGUGUAAUAAAGUACAGUAUGUUAAAUCAAAUCCAGUAUUUUUAUUGUAAUACACUUCCAUGCUUGAUAUAUAUGUUUAAUAUAUUUUUCUUCUUUUAGUUUUAUGUAAAUACUCUUAACCGAGUACAUGCUUUACAUAUAAACGAAUAAGGACGUUUAUAUGGGACUUAAUUCUACAUAUAUUGCUUUAAGAAUCCAAGGCAACACAUUAUACAUCAGAGAAUUCAAGUGACACGCCACAAUACACGCUAAGUGCAUUGUGGGUUCUGUAGUCACACACCAAAAAAUGGAAGUGACGGGAUGGGACACUUACUUUACGUGUCACUUACUUUACAAAAAUCUUAGUUAAGAAAUGGAUCCGCACACCCCAUGCCCCCCCCUCACCCCCCCACCACCACCACAUUAGCACCUGUAAGGAAAGUGUUUCAAUUUGAAAACUGAAUCAGGAGGCAGGGAAUUCUCGGAUUCACAAACAGGAACCAUGAAGACAUCUACACACCACUUGAAAAAGCCCUUACCGGUCAAACACAUCUUUCAAGAAGGAAGAACCUUUGCCUUUUCUGUUAAAAGUAUUUUAGUUUUAAUUUGGUUUUAUUUCAAAUCUAUUCUUUUUAAUACUAACCUCUCCUCAUAUUCUCAUCCAUAUCCUGUUUCCAGAAGGUAGUGUCUCCCUACAAAUUGGCACAAGGUCUGAAAACGUUGAGCCAGUUACAAAUAGGCUCCUAAAAAGGUGAGCACACACCUGUAUAUACCAGAGUAGUUGUGCUGCUUUAUAUAUUGAUACUAAACAUACUACACUUAGAUUUGUACCUUUUUUGUUAUUUUUACUUUUAUAUAUAAAUCGGUGGAGAGGUAUACUGAAGAUCCUCUUAACCCCUUAAGGACCAAACUUCUGGAAUAAAAGGGAAUCAUGACAUGUCACACAUGUCAUGUGUCCUUAAAGGGUUAAAGAAGGUAUUGGUUGCUACACAGAAGCUCUUGUGUUUAGAGUCUAUACCCACAAAAAGCUCUAAUAAAUGUGAAUUUUCUGUCAUCAACUUUACUAUCUAUAUUUCACAGUUAUAAAAUAAACUUUUGUGUGUUUUCCUUUUAUUUUUUCAUAUUCGUAUGGUUUCAAUCCACACAAUAUUUGAGGUGUGUGGCAAAUGUGCCUAUGCCACAAGCUCCUGAAGGAGCCUGCUGGCUAGCCUCCUGCCCAAGGACAAUGGGCCAUGUAACCGAUGCCUUAAAAUACUUGUUUCAUGUGUUUUCCCUUUUUAGGUCGGGAACCGAACAAACUUACGAAUUGCGGACCACCUCUGGGCUUGUAAACAAUAUUAAACUCUCCUGACACCUCCAACAUCGUUUCACACUUUGUAUCAUAAGUGUUCAGCUGGGUGGCCGCUGUUUGUAUGCAUGAACACAUAGGAACUGAGUUGGCGGUCAUCUUGGCGCACGAAUGCAGGCACCGGUGUUCGGACAUCGAGUGUAUGGAACUGAAAUCGGACAGACAAACUUGCGAACACUGCUGAACAUAUAUGAAUGCCUGCUUCUUUUCUACACAUGUCAGGAGAGUGCUGUUCGGUAGGAUUGUUCGCAUGAACUAGGCAAACAAUCGCUACCUAGGAGCCAGAGGAUCAGUUUGGUGUUUCAUUCGGUUUUGAACUCCCAAAAAUGACCCACCGCUACCACUUUUCUUAUGGAACUAUUUUGGGCAAAAAACAUUUGUGGGAUCUGAUCGCUUUUUGGAUAUGUUGGUGGCUCAGAUCCAGGCUGUCCGGGUAUAUAGGACUUGUGGAAGUCCCUUGUAAUAUUGUGUGUGUUUUGGUGUGUUCAAUAUUUUGAACAUUGUACCUCUGUGCCUGGGAGAUAAUUAGUUUAAGCAAAGUACACUUAAUUAUCUACCAGACACAGAGACUCCGGGGAGGAGUCUGUAUUGAAUCGUAUGGAAACCCCCUGUUGGGGGUCUGUGUAUAAAUUGCCUGUACCAUGCCCCAUUAACUUUAGUUCCCUCCCAGCAUUAAGUCUCGGCUAAUGUCUGUGUGGGAAGGCUAUACUCACUCCAGAGCUCUAAUCACUUGGCAGCUAUAAUCACUACACAGCUGUACUCGCUGCAGGAGAGCUUUGAUCACUGGAAGCUCAAUACAGUGAAGCAACGGCGAGACCCCAUUCAAGGUGUGGCGGCUAGGGGCUGAGGUGCUGAUGGUGUCCAGGCGAUAGCUAGGGAGCUUAUUUGGCGGUCACCACAAGGGGUAAGUUUAUAUUUAUACUUUUUAGCGAUGGACUUAUAUCCGUUCCAGUCUCUGUUAAAAUCCAAACCAGACACAUCUCAUUAUACUUAAAGAGGUACUGAUUAGGUGAUCACCUGAAUCGAAUCUGAUUUAAUUAGGAAAAGUAUACAAUCCACUGCAGUGGUCAUCACUAUCCUUUUUUUAAGUGGACCAGCUGGAUGGCAAAAAGACAGUGCUAGUAGUACCUCAAAAGUAAUUUAAAUUUUAAAAAAACUAUUGGCCAUGCCAUGUUCAAAAAUAAGGUUUUGAGUGAGAAAAAGAAAAAUUCAAUUCUGGCUUUGCUAGCAGAGGAAUACAGUGAGUGUCAGGAUGCUUCUAUCCUCAACAUUUCAAAGAUGAUGGUUCAUUAGAACAAGAUCAAGUAACAGACAUUUGGGUUAACAAAGGUACAGAUUGGAAGAGGGCGAAAAUGACUCUCUACCGACUGUGGUGAUUGCCAACUCAUUCGAAUGUCACUCAACACCUGUAGGAUGACAUUAAGGGACCUAAAAAAAACAGCAAAUGGCAGCUGGGGUGAAGUGCACAGUGUGUCCAUUCAUCAAUGAGAAGCAAAGAAGAGCCAGGCUGAGGUUUGCAAAUGACCAUAAGGAUUGGACCAUAGAGGAUUGGAGUAAGGUCAUCUUCUCUGAUGAGUCCAAUUUUCAGCUUUGCCCAACACCUGGUCAUCUAAUAGAUAAAAGGGAGACUUGGAGAGGUCUGAGAAGCCAAAGUGUCUUACACACACACACACAAUGAAAUUUAGUGGUGGAUCGGUGAUGAUAUGGGGGUUCUUCAGCAAGGCUGGAAUUGGGAAAGUUCAACUUUGUGAAAGAUGCACAAGUCAAGUUGAAUACCAGGUUUUCUUGGAAAAAAAACUUGCUUUGUUCUCUUCUGACAAUUUUCCCCAACUUUGAGGAUUGUUUUUUUUCAGCAGGACAAUGCUCUAUGCCACACAGCCAGGCAAAUCAAAGUGUGGAUGGAGGACGACUCGAUCAUAACCUUGUUAUGGCCAGCCUAAUCUCCAGACCUGAACCUCAUUGAAAACCUCUGGAAUGUUUUCAAAAGGAAGGUGGAUAAUUGCAAGCCAUGAAACAAAGAGAGGCAAUUUUUUUUAAAUAAGGAGAGGCAUAAAGUCACCAAAAAGCAAUGUGAAAGACUGGUGGAGAGCAUAACAUAACCAUGAAAGCUGGAAUUGAAAGUCAGGAUUAUUCAGCUAAACAUUGAUUUCUGAACUCUUUUUAAGUUAAAACAUUAGUAUUUUGAGGUUUAAACAUGUAUAUACAUUAAUUGAAUACUUAAAGCGCUGCAUCUUUUUAAUUUUGACCAGUUUUCAUUUUCUGCAAAUAAAUGCUCAAAAACUGAAUAUUUGAUUUAGGAGUAUAGUUGUCACUAGUUCAUUUUACUCAAACACAUACCUAUAAAUGAAAUUGUUUAUUUUGCAGAGGCCUUUUAAUUGUUUCCAGAUAUUUAUAUAAGUCUUUUGAAUUUAUAUUAUUUUAUUCGUUAAACUGAUUUCUGCUGAGCUGACAAAAAUUUAUUUCAAUACAGUUUCUGAGAAAAAAUAAAUAAAAAUAAAAAGUAUAUAUAUAUAUACAAAUAUAUAUAUAUAUAUUUUAAUAUAUAUAUAUAUAUAUAUAUAUAAAUAAUUUAUAUAUCAGAAAUUAACCAUCAUUGACUAUUUUAUAAAAAAUGUUUUGUUAGCCUUGUUCUAUCUAACUAUGCCAAUCUGAUAAGUUACAGGUCAUAACGCAGGUUCUUCAGUUAUUUAACAUCUUAUAAUUUAUUUUAUAGAUUAUCGCAAUAACAGCAUGCGUCGGAAUGUGGAUACCUCGCAGCACUAUGUUCACUGACUUCACUGCAUCUGUGUAUGUAUAUCUUCCUUAAGCAAUAUAAUCAUCCAUUAUCUGAAAAACCAGUGAUAAAAUCUAGAAUAUAAUUCCAGAAACAUAUUUGAAACUAUCCAAAAAGUGUGAAGAGCUUCAUUAGUUAUUAUGGGUUACCUGCUGAUCAACAAAAUUCAUUUAGGUCAGCAAUAACUGUUCUGAUUCAUGAUUGGAGUCAGAGUAGUUCUUUCACUUGCAGCUGGACAUAAUCUGAUUACUACUUUUGUGACCAAAAAUAUACAUCCCCUCGCAGCAACUAUGGACAGUGGCUUGGAUCAACUAUAUAUUCUUUUGAUUUGUCUGAGUUUAUUGAAACAAAAGCUCUAACUCACAGCUGUAUGAAGGUUUUUUAGUGAUAUUAUCUUCCAAAUCCAACCAACCUAACUCUGUCCACAUCUUAUAUGGGUCUUAUCUGAGCCAAUUGUGUUCAUGGUUAGUGUUAGGAUAUUGUCAGGGUUAAUAGUUGGUGUUAGCAUGGUGUAAAGGUUAUUAUUUAGUUAAGUGUAGCGGGUUAAUGUUUAGAUAUAUUGUAGGAAAUAAUAUUUAGUUAUAGUUAGUGUAGGGAUCAGUGCGUAGUGUGUUAGAGUAGUGUAGGGUUAAGAAGAGGACUUUAUUGUAAGAGCAGCCUACAUGUCUCAGUGCUGCUUGAUAUUACUGGAAGUCACGGUCGAAACCGACAACUAUUUCUGCUGUUGUAAACUCAGUAUUGUGAUAACAGCUAAUCUCAGACAGACCAUGACACGCAUGUCUCAGACUGCACAGGAAUAUUACCUAUUCAUUAUGAGAUAACAUUGCCUUGUUUGCAGGAUUGUAAACAUGCUUUGCCUAUUAACAGAACAGAUACAUACAUACAUACAUACAUACAUACGCCACAGGAAUUCCUUGCUCACAAGCUGAAAAUCCCCUGUAUUGCCGGGUGCCAAAACCAAGGCUUUAAUAGAUAAAAAUAGAUAAAAAAUUACUGCAUUUUUUCCUGAAGAAAGUCCCUGGGAGAACUGAAACGUUGAAUUUUAAUUGCAUAAAUAAAGAUAGGAUUUUUUAAAAGACCGAGAGUGCAGCCUCACCAUUUACCAUUUUAUAUAUUUAUAUAUAUACAUACACUGAACAAAAUUGUAAACGCAACACUUGUUUUUGCCACCAUUUUUCAUGAGCUGAACUCAAAGAUCUAAGACUUUUUCAAUGUAUACAAAAGGCCUAUUUCUCUCAAAUAUUGUUCACAAAAUAUAAAUGCAUUGUUUUCUCGCUCUUAGAAGCUUCUUAGAGCUUUAGCACUGGAUAGUAUACUAUGUUGCCUCACAAUAUUGAGAAAUAAUAUUGCAACAUUGUGUCCACCAUGAGAGUUGGUUAUAUUAAGUAUCUGUAUUUCGUACCGCUUUCAUAUUCCUUAACUUACCACUUGGGGUAGACUUUUUUUUCCUUGGAUAUUGGGCGGUGUUCACCUUUUUGAUUUGGGCAGGUAAAUUGCUUUUCACUGAGAUUGGCCUUACUUCCUUUGAUAAGGGGGUGGGCAUGCUAAGGUACACAGGUGUCAAGUAUUAUGAGGUGCCUAUUUAAGUAUUUUGUAUUUCAUCAUACUUCCCCUUUAUAAAGCUCUGUGUGUCAGAGGUGGACUGAUUUUGAGUAAAGAAGUUUAUGCUAUUUUGCAUUGAAGAAAAAAAUCUCUCUAUCUCAAAAUUUUUUUUAAAUCUUUUUUUCCAAUGGAUCCUGGAUCCUUGCACUCUGGCCAAACAAUUUAGUAUAGUGCCGGGUGCUAUAAGCCAAGGCCAAUAAGUAUAAAAAUGCCAAGGAGGUAGCUUGCACUCACAGUCUUUCCAGAGAUUAAAAUGCAAUACUUUAUUGAUGUUGAUGAAAGUCCUGGACGGGGACUGAAAUGUUGAUCUACAUUUUAAUUGUUCUUCAAUAAAGUAUCGCAUUUUAAUCUUUGGAAAGUGCGUGAGUGCAAGCUACCUCUUUGACAUAUAUAUAUAUAUAGAUAUUGAAAGAGAGAGAGAGAUAUAAUCCUGUUGUACAUCACCUACAUAUCUCAAGUUGCACUUCUUGAAGUCCCCUUUGGGCACAUAAACUCAAAAAAUCAUGUUUACACAAAUAUCCCAGAGUUCCCAACUUGACAUGCAAAUGAGCACAGGCAGGCAUUGUGUUUAAAUUUUCCCUCUGCAUUUCUGCAGGUACCCUUAUCAUAUAUAUAUAUAUACAUAUAUAUAUAUAUACAUAUACUAUACUCAUAAACUCUUUUUUCCACUAUACAGAUUCCUUGCCGUGUUCAUACACAAGUUUCAGCAGAUGUUGGUGAGUGAAUGUGGUGGUAGACGAGAAUUUCUUAAGAUGUUUUCAGAGAAAAAACUGGAGCUGAGCACAGGUCCAUGCUGCUGCUGCUGUGUCUGUCUGCCCCGUAAAGACAUUAACAGGUGAGUCAAAAAUACAAAACAAAGAGGAUCUAGAUGUUCCUUAAAUUGAUGUGUUAGAAGUAGUCAUAAAUCUACACUGAGUGAUUGCCAUAGCAGUUGGCCCGCCUGGCCGGUUUUAUCACUCUCUGCUAAGUCAGCCUGGGUGGUCCAGUCACCCAGUCAGACCCAGACUCCAGUAAAGUCGCUGGCCUACACUGGCACCCCCAGUGAGCUGGCGCCGUAGUCCACUGCCUAAGUGGCCUAUAUGGUAGCCACGGCCAUGUCCUCUGGUUUAUCAUUAAACACACAUCACUGGUCAAUAGUGACCAAAAACAAUUAAGGAACCAUUUGCACAGAGAACAUUUGUGUAUACUUUCUGUCAUGCAUUUUCCAUCAUUGCCAUGUUUUUUUGCAUCACUAUUCAUGAUCCAUUAAUUUGACCACAGCUAAUAGCUGAAGGAGUUUGCGUUUUGGCUUUACAAUAUUUUUGCCCAUUUUUUACUACUGUGGAAAGCCCAUGGAGCUGCCAUGCUUUCUGCAAAAAAGUGAAAGCUAUACUGAAGAGGACAGGGUUGCAUUUUUAUUUUAAAAAAAAUUUAGUAUGGGGACUGACUCAAAAUAAAUACCAUUUAUAAUUCAAAAGCACAUUCUUAACAUUUAUUUUCAUUAAAAAAGAAAAUAAUGUAAAAUUAAAAUCAAACUAAUAUCAUGACAAAUGUACUGAACAAUCCUGCAUAUUUAGGAAGAUCAAGGGCUUAAGGUGGACAACUAUUAACAAAUAAUUUAUGGUAUGGUCCUUUGUGACUGUAUUUUGUCUCCUACAGCUCUGUACAGCACUUUGUUAGUUGAAAUAAGCAUUAAAGAGAAUAUGCCUAUUUUGUGAAAACAUGAGAGGGCUAGCUACUAUUCAUCUUUUCUACAAACAAAUAGUUUACCACACUAUAUUCCCUUUCUUAAUUUAACAUUAAAUGAUUGAUAUUAACACGGCAGAGACUAGAGUACACAAUGAAACAAUACUAUUACCUAAUAUACAGUUGCAAGAAAAAGUAUGUGAACCCUUUGGAAUCACAGUCUGCUUAAACUAAUAACACACAAAGAAUGAAAUGUUGCCAUGUUUUUAUUGAACACACCAUGUAAACAUUCACAGUGCAGGUGGAAAAAGUAUGUGAACCCCUAGACUAAUGACAUCUCCAAGAGCUAAUUGGAGUGAGAUGUCAGCCAACUGGAGUCCAAUCAAUGAGAUGAGAUUGGAGGUGUUGGUUACAGCUGCCCUGCCCUAUAAAAAACACACACCAGUUCUGGGUUUGCUUUUCACAAGAAGCAUUGCCUGAUGUGAAUGAUGCCUCGCACAAAAGAGCUCUCAGAAGACCUACGAUUAAGAAUUGUUGACUUGCAUAAAGCUGGAAAGGGUUAUAAAAGUAUCUCCAAAAGCCUUGCUGUUCAUCAGUCCACGGUAAGACAAAUUGUCUAUAAAUGGAGAAAGUUCAGCACUGCUGCUACUCUCCCUAGGAGUGGUCGUCCUGUAAAGAUGACUGCAAGAGCACAGCGCAGACUGCUCAAUGAGGUGAAGAAGAAUCCUAGAGUGUCAGCUAAAGACUUACAAAAGUCACUGGCAAAUGCUAACAUCCCUGUUAGCGAAUCUACAAUAUGUAAAACACUAAACAAGAAUGGAUUUCAUGGGAGGAUACCACAGUGGAAGCCACUGCUGUCCAAACAAAACAUUGCUGCACGUUUACAGUUUGCACAAGAGCACCUAGAUGUUCCACAGCAGUACUGGCAAAAUAUUCUGUGGACAUAUGAAACCAAAGUUGAGUUGUUUGAAAGAAACACACAACACUAUGUGUGGCAAAAAAGACACAGCACACUAACAUCAAAACCUCAUCCCAACUGUGAAGUAUGGUGGUGGGGGCAUCAUGGUUUGGGGCUGCUUUGCUGAAUUCCCAAGUUUAUCAAGACAUUUUGCAGGAGAACUUAAGGCCAUCUGUCUACCAGCUAAAGCUCGACAGAAGAUGGGUGUUGCAACAGGACAAUGACCCAAAGCAUAGAAGUAAAUCAACAACAGAAUGGCUUAAACAGAAGAAAAUACACCUUCUGAAGUGGCCCAGUCACUCCUGACCUCAACCCAAUUGAGAUGGUGUGGCAUGACCUCAAGAAAGCGAUUCACACCAGACAUCCCAAGAAUAUUGCUGAACUGAAACAGUUCUGUAAAGAGGAAUGGUGAAGAAUUACUCCUGACCGUUGUGCACGUCUGAUCUGCAACUACAGGACACGUUUGGUUAAAGUUAUUGCUGCCAAAGGAGGUUCAACCAAUUAUUAAAUCCAAGGGUUCACAUACUUUUUCCACCUGCACUGUGAAUGUUUACAUGGUGUGUUCAAUAAAAACAUGGCAACAUUUCAUUAUUUGUGUGUUAUUAGUUUAAGCAGACUGUGAUUGUCUAUUGUUGUGACUUAGAUGAUGACCAGAUCACAUUUUAUGACCAAUUUGUGCAGAAAUCCAUAUCAUUCCAAAGGGUUCACAUACUUUUUUCUUGCAACUGUAUUUUAGAAUCAUACUUUGAGGCAGCAGUCCACAAUCAUCACUAUGCUAGUGGCCCAGGGUGCAAUUGAAUGUCUGUCCGCCUUGGUAGUCCUCUCAUGUGCAAUCUCUGGCUUAUUACUUAAAGGGACUCUCCAGUGCCAGGAAAACUUAUCCAUUAUCCUGGCACUGCAGAACCCUGCAGUGCCCAUCUCCCUCCCAUCACAUGUUGCUGUAGGGGUUAAAACCCCUUCAGUGACUUACCUGAAUCCACCCACACUCCGACGUCAGCCAUUCAAUGCUUUCCUAUGGGGAUUCCAGCAUAGCAUAAGGACGUCCAACAUAGUUUUAAACACUUUUCGUGUUCUAAGAACACGGAAGUCCCUCUAGUGGCUGUCUGAUAGACAGCCACUAGAGGAGGACUUAACCUUGCAAGUAACACUUGCAGGGUUAAGGGUUGAGUUUUUAUAAUCUGCAAUAAUUACCUUGCAGGGUUAAGAGUGGUGGGAGUUUGCACCCAGACCACUCCAAUGGGCAGAAGUGGUCUGGGUGCCUGGAGUGUCCCUUUAAUGAAACAUGCUAACUUUUUAAAAUUAGAUUUGCUCAUUUUUAAUUUUAACAGAGAGAAGAAGGCUACACCACUACAGGAAUUGCCUAAAUAAAACAAUGAAAUAGAAAAUAAAAUGAAUGAAACAUUUUAUUUAGACAUCUCUUAAUAAUAAAUAAAUUGUAACAGGAUGAAGAAUACACACACAUAUUAAUGUGAAAGUACACAGAACUUGAGAAUGGAUAGUACUAGUGAGAAUUGUAAUACCCUAAACAGCAGAUAGGUUCAGGGGGUGUAGAUAUUGACACUAUAGCAAACUACCCCCAGAGGUCUAUCUGAAUAAACAAAAUAUCCUACGUUCAUAUUAGAACUAGCAAGUUAUAUUUACAGUGUGUAAACAGAGAUUGAAUAUUAUUAAGAGUAUUAAUAGGAGCCAGAGUCAGGAACAUAUAUAUCAGUGAACACCUGAUAUAGGAUUUUGUUUUCCUAUUUUUGUUUAAAAUAAGCAAACAAACAUGUAAAUGGCAUUGACGUUUUUAACAGUAAUAUGCUUCUCACAGAAUAGCACUGCAGACACACGUCAUGAUAAGCACUGAGUCCAAUAUGGUAUUGGCAGUGGAUCUGGGAAGACAAAAUCACACUGUACAUGUAUAAUUACUGUACUUGUAUGUCACAAUGUAUUAGUUCAUUAUUAGAUUGACUUAAAUACAAAAUAAAUGAGUUUUGCAGUAUAUUGUAAUAUCUUUUUGUGUUGAACUAAAGGGAUUUUGGAACAACAAGCUAUUGGGAGUUAAUCCCAUAAUAAUGAUUUUAUUAAGUCACAAUUGUCUAACUAGUAAGCACUUACACAGUUAUUUUUUUUAUUUUGCAGCCGAACAUUAUUUAUUCUAAAACUUGGGACCUUUCAAUUUGCAUUCCUACGGCCUGUGCUUAUGUUUCUCUCAGUAGUGCUUUGGACCAAUGGAACCUUUAUUUUAGGAAGUGUGAGUAUAUUAUAUAAUGACUGUAAUGAUCAGAAGUGACUGCCAAAUGUGCCACCAUUACUUUUUUCCUUUGUGCCGUACUGAAUGACAGAGAUGAAUUAAUGUUCCUGGUCUGUAAAUCUGGGAAUGAUUCUUAGUAAUGAGUGUAACAAAGGAGACAUUGGACUCUGGAUAUAUUUGCUGGGCUACAUGUGACCCAUUUGCAUAUGAAUCUCUAUGACCACUAUUUUUGAACCACUUGUUGUAUGAUAUAGUAGUAGUAUUAUUAUUACCCUUAGUAUUAUUUUUAUCAGGUAUGCACUGUUUUAGUAUUAGAGGGAUGUGGUUUUGUGGUCUGUAAGUUAAUAUUUAGGGUAUACUGAAAACUAGAACAUUAACUUAUUCUUUAUGCAGUUAAAUAAGAAGCACACAGUUAUGCUACACUAAAAAAAAGAAAAUAAACAAAAACAAAAUAGCCAAAUCCUAUAAGAGUAUUAUUUUGCUAAUGUUUUAGAUAAUUACUCAAUGUUAAUUAGAGAAUAGCUUAUCUUCAACAUUUGAUAAAGGUGCAAUAACAUUUGGUUUACCUGGGACUAAUUAAUGAUUUACUUCACUGCCCGUGGGUUUUCGAGGUUCUGAACAAAUAAAAAGGUUCCCAUUUAGGAGAUGAUUACAUUGUUCUAUAGCCAUACCAUUUUUCUACCAGCAAUGUGCUGCGGUGAUAGGUCUCUGAUGAGGUCUCAGCCAAUAGCCGCUGUCCAUUGCCAGUCAAGCGAAUGGUUCCUCAUUACUUCGAGCAGCUACUUGUCUGUGUCAUGAGAGUGGCAGACUAUAAACAGUAUGGAUUAGGAAGAGCGACAAGCUAGAGAGUCAAUGAUAUUUAGCUCUUAAUUUAGUCAUCUAGAUGGCAACCAAUCAGCUUAAUGUCUACCCACUGGAACACAACAUAGCAGGAAUAUCUUUAACUAUUUUGCUUAGCCAUUAUUUAGUUUUAGCCUUUGGGUUUUUACUCAACACAAAGUAGCUGAAGAAAAACAACAAGACACGGUGACAUCUGGGAGGCCACGGCCUCACUCACUAUCUGUGUAAAUCACAAGGAGCAAGCUUAUAAAACACUACUCCGAUGAUAUUUUACACCCCUUAAACUAAAACAGAUGGGCCGCACGGACUCAGACGCAUGCUGGAAGGGCUGCGGAAAUAAAGGUACAUAUAUUCACCUGUGAGUGCCCCCGCAUCUCCCAACUAUGGGCUGAAGUCUCCGACCUCACCUCCAGAAUCUUACAUACAGACAUACCCACAGAUCCGUGGACCUGGCUACUAUUCAAACCCUAUGCCCCCCUUACCAGAGAAAAAAACAAACUGGUGGCAAGAAUAGCACUGGCCACCAGGAGAAUGAUUGCGGAACAAUGGGGCAACCAAUUCAGACCUCUACUAAUGACCAUGCUCUGUAACGCAACAGAAACCAUGGAGAUGGAUAAAAUAUCAGCCCUACUACAUGACACAUAACUUCCACAAAAUCUGGGACCCAUGGAUCCUGGGUCAACAGCCCGUCACUUGAGAGGGGUGCCGGAGGCGACUGAACGCCAACCGUGAAACACCCUGUUGCUGACCCCCCCGAUACUACCUCCUUCCCUGCCCCCCGUUAUGCCCCACCCUCAUGGCAAUUGUAUGGGUUGUAGCGUGUUGGGUGUGGGUGUGGUGUUGUGUAUUAUUGUUCUUGCACCUCCAAUUAGGGGUCAUUAUUUAGUCAAUGUUUCUCUGGGAGGUUGUGUGCUCAUUGGGUAAGGUUUCUGUCUUAAGGUGGGAUUGGUAGGUGUGUGAUUUAGGUGGGGGGGUUGGUGUUUGGCCCUUCUACACCUUUAGAUGAGAUGAGUCGUAUGCCAAAGAUCCCAUGGGGAUACUACCCACCACAACAAAAUCAACUAGAGAUUGAAACAAAGAAAUUGUUGUCUGAAUACCACCACUGGUAACGAAAUUGUAGAAAAAUUCUAUCUGACUAUAAAAAGACUUGUACCCCCUCCCUAUUUUUCAUUCUGUACCCCAUAAUUACCACUGAUAAAAUUUGAAAAUAAAGAAUUUACAAGAAAAAAAAAAACAACCAGACACAUCGAGUCGGAACCAAGACAGAUUUUUGAAUAGUGGAGUUUUGGUUUACAAUAAAUCUACCUCUGCUGUGACUCAAUGUGCUUGGUUGUUUAUUUUCAGCUUCUAGUGUGAUUUGAAGUGGUGCCUCUCCGCAAUGUUGAGCACUUGGUCGGUAUGGUUAUUACUGUGGUUUAUUAUUCCUUCUUGUUCUUUCAUUUUACCCAAAAAUAUAGUCACAGAAGGCAAUUUUAGUAUGGCCAACAUAAUGACAUUAGGAAGCUAAAUUUGUUUUAUAUCAUUUUGAGACUUGCAUUUCAAAAUUAUUUCAUAUGUAAAGGCCCAUUUUAUUAAUGUUCUAGAAUCAUCAAUGAACAUUUCCUCUACAAAUUCCAAUCUUCUGUUUUCUUUCAGUCAUCAAUUGAUGGAGCUACAAUGUAUAUUAACAUCAUUCUUGCUAUCAUCACAAUCACAGCACUUUGGGCUGUUGGAAUCAUGUUUAAUCUGGUCAGACCUUCCUUAGCGGACAGGAACAUUAUUCCUAAAUUUGCAGUAUACCAGGUAAGAAACUACACUGUGUGUUUACAUGUAUAGCCAUUAUACAAUCUAUAAACAAAUGCAAUUAUGCAAAGAAUCAUCUCAAUUCACUCAGCCCAAAAUUUUAUCAGGCACCAAUUAGCUUUUCCAGCCAAUGACUUCAAUAGCUGGAAAUGUUUUCUUAAUGUAAACGCCCUAAUAAACCUAAUACCUAAUAAAAUAAUCUAUUAAAUUGUGAAAUUGUUUUAAAAUAUAGACCUCAAUUUAAAUAUUUUUGAAUAAGCUUUUCAAAUGAUUUAAAAUGAUUUAAUAUUUUGAAAAAUAUUUGAAUAUUGUAAUAUUAUUGAUACAUUGACACAUUUUGUAUUACAUAUGUUAUAUUGUUUUUAUAUUUUAUUAUUUGGAAAGAAAUAAUUUUCAAGGCUUAUCCAAAAAUAUUAAAUACAGAUCUUAAUUCUGGAUAAUACUACACCUCAAUUUCAAAAUACAGAAAACUAUUAUGGAAGCUCUGUUUUGCUUGUUUUACAUGCUUUUGAAUUUUUUCUUUAGACAGACAAAAAUCUUCCUGUAGGAGGCCAGGGUGCUAUUUUCAAAUGUUUCACUUAGAAGUUUUUUAUUAUGAGCCCCAAACGAACAGCACAGCUCUAGAGAGCAGGGAUGUGCAUUGAAUAUGUGUAACUAGAAAUUCCUGGACACUAGUGCAAAUGGUCUAAAGACACAUGCUAAAUGCAAAUAUUGCAUUUAGGGUACAUUUUACUUCUGAAUAAAGGCAUUUAUCAAAGUACCAUGCUGCAUUUAUUCAACAUAAAGGCAUUUUCUAUUUGGAGGUGAUUUCUAAAUGUGUGUCCAUCCCCAGUAUUCCACCCUUGUAUUGUAAUGAAAAAAAACCCACAAAGAAUACAAUUAGCCCUUAAUUUAAAAAAAAUUAUCCUUUAGCACUGUGUACUACAUCUAUCAUCACCCAUCACCCACUUACAAGCUGCCGGUAAUGGGAGCUGCAGACCGGGAAGUAGUCUGAGCAGGAGGGCAUGAUACUUAAGGAGUUAAAUUUAAAUCAUUAAUGGAUAGCCUUUAUCACUUCAGCUGGGAAGCAUGGUAAAUAUAGUCCACAACAAAUCGGGUAUCAUAGGCUAGCCCUCACAGAUUUACAUUAUCUUUCAGACGCAUUUCAAAGUUUCUUUGCUUUGGGUAUUUUUGCACUGAUGUACUUAAAACAAUAUUUAGAAAAUAAUAUGUGAGUGCAUUAAACUGACAUAACCUAUGUCAAACCUUUUCUUUUAUUUACAGUUUAUUGUCAUUCUAAGUCAGCUGCAAACCUCUAUCAUCAAUAUUCUUGGAACAAUGGGUGUUAUCUCAUGUGUCCCACCCCUACCAGGACCAUCAAGGGCCUCAUGUAAGUACAAAUACAAAAUGGAAGCCAGUGCAACACUACCCAGUAAGACCUGGUGCUAACAUGCAGUGGUAUAGUAAAGUGGAAUUUUAUUUUGCGUUGUGACUUGAUUACUUUUCUUUUUCCAAUUAAUAUAACAAUACUGCAGGAAUUCAGGAACAUACUUAAAAUAAAAGGUUUGGUGAUUUAAAUUAGUCAUUGUGUGCAGUUUCUGCUUGAAACGCUGCAAUUUCAGAGAUAUUUGCAAUUUUGAGCCGUGGCAGCGUGAGUUCUGGAAUGCUAAAUGUCAAUUUUUUGCACAUAUUACGUCUGUUGCCAGCUGACAAUAGAGGUAACAAUAUUUGCCCUUGAAUAGGGGCAUGUAUCGUGACAGUAACUAACAAAGUAAUACACACAUGUUAAACACAUUAAAAUCCUUCUUAUCUAUGAAUCCAAGAUAGGGUUUGUACUCCACAACAAUAUAUAUUUAUAUAUCUAUAUUGCUCUACCAGAAGACAAGUAGACAAUCCAUAAUAACCCCAUUCAAACAAAGACUUGGUACAUGGGUUGUCACUUGUCACUGCAGCUUUAAUAAGGGUUAUAAAAAAACAUAUUACUUUAAAGCUGUAUUAGCUCAAAUUUGUGUGCACUUUAAAAACACUUGGCGGAAUUCCAAUUUUCAUAUUUGUAAAAUUCUAGCUACAGAGUGUUUUAAUAUAAAAUAGUAGUGAAUCCCUCUCUGUCUAUAUUUUUUUGCACCAGCUUUUCUUUUAUUCAUAUUCCUAAUUUGUUUCCUUUUUCUGAAUUUCUAGUAGCAGCCAGUGUCUCUUUUUUGGGUAAUUAGCAUGAACAUGUCUCAUUAGUGGUGAGCGGUGAUCAGAUAACCCUACAUGACAGCCCACAGAGCCUUAGAUUCUUUAUCCAAAUGUGUAAUUUGCUUUUUUGAAAAUUUACAAUAAUUUUUAUGUUUUCUGUUCAUAAUUUUACAGAUUGCAGGAAGUAAUUGUAGUUUUAAGAUUUAUACACUUAAAAGUAAUUAACUAUAGCUACAGCCUCAUUACAAGAUUAGCCAAGUCUAUAAGUUGUCUAAAAUGUAGUUCUGGUUGUAAUGAAUGUUUAAUAAUUGGCUUAAUCAUUCUCAUGACUAGAAGUGAAGCAAUUACUUAUUAUUAUUAUUGUUAUUAUUAUUUCUCUAAUUCAAUUAAGUUUCAAUGAGAUGUGUGCUAAUUAUUAAUCACACUGUUUAUCUUUGGCCCUAAUAUUUGUUUUGAUUCUUUAAUAAAUGCAGAUUACAUUUAGGCCACUUCCACUAAUAGAAUUUCAAAGUUUGUCGUAGAGAGAAACAGGAGUUAGGACUAUAAAAUAAUAAUUAUACAUUGAUCAGCCACAUCAUUAAAACCACCUGUCUAAUAUCAUGUAGCUCACCCUUGUGCUGCAAAAACAGUUCUGAUGCCUAGAAGCAUGAACUCCACAAGACCUCUGGACAUGUCCUGUGGUAUAUGGCACACGCCAUUAGCAGCAGAUCCUUUAAAGGACCACUAUAGUGUUAAUAGGUCCCCCCCCAAACCCUCAGGGUCCCACUUCCGCUGGGCUGUAGGGGGAGGAAGGGGUUAAACUGUUACCUUUCUCCAGCGCCAGGGUCCCUCGGUGCUGGGGACUCUUCUUCUUUUUCCGACGUCAUCAGCUGAAUGCGCAUGCACAGCAAGAGCCGCGUGCGCAUUCAGUCAGUCCAUAGGAAAGCAUUUCUCAAUGCUUUCCUAUGGACGCUGGCGUCAAUGAGACAGCCACUAGAGGCUGGAUUAACCCAAACGUAAACAUAGCAGUUUCUCUGAAACUGCUAUGUUUACAGCAGGCAGGGUUAACCCUAGAUGGACCUGGCACCCAGAACACUUCAUUAAGCUGAAGUGGUCUGGGUGCCUUUAGUGGUCCUUAAGUCCUGUAAGUUGUGAGGUGGGGCCUGCAUGAAUUGAAUUUCUUGUUUCAUCACAUUAAACAGACAUAUGCUCAAUUGGGUUGAAAUCCUGGGAACUUGGAGGCAGAGGCAAAGCCUUGAACCUUUUUUCAUGUUCCUCAAACCAUUUUUGAACAUUUUUUGCUGUGUGGCAGGGUGCAUUAUUCUGUAGAAAUAGCACACUGCCACCAGGGAACACCAUUGCAAGGAAGGGAUGUACAUGAUCUCUAGGUAGGUGGUACAUGUCAAAGUAACAUCCACAUGAAUGUCAGGACCCAAGGUUUCCCACCAAAACAAUGCCCAGAGCAGGCUUUCCUUAACUCUGGCCCUCCAUAUGUUGCUGAACUACAACUCCCAUGAUUCUAUGAAUGAAAUAGAUAGGCUGAGAAUCAUUGGAGUUGUUGUUCAGCAACAUCUGGAGGACAAGAGUUUGGAGAAGCUCCGACCCAACCAUCUAGAAAGAUGACACAUACAGCAUAUGCAUACUUAAGAGAAUACCUAACAAUUCUGAAUUUAAAUCUAGUGAUCUAUUAUUUUAUCAGUACGUAGACAACGUUCCAUAUGGAACUCCAUUCUUAUAAAAUCUAAGAACAGUUUCAAUAAAGUUCAGAAUUUUUAAAUUAAGAUCUAUAAAAGCUCUUCUACAAAUUAGCUUUCAGAGUUAUAUAUUAUAUAUACGUUUCACACAUUAGCAGGUAUAAAAUAGGUUGAAGGUUUGGAUGUGAUCUUAAAAGUGGUCUUUUCUGUCUGAACUUAAUACAAUAAUACAUUAUUAUAUUAGAUUCAGAUUUUUGCUGGGCUUAAUUUCUAAACAGUGAGUUGUGGUGAGCUGAUGACCACCUUUGCAAAAUUUAAACCAAAAGCUGUAGGUGUUUCUCCAGUUUAAUAUUAUUUGGUUGCUAAGUUUUGCAAUUCCAUUAACAAUUCAUCCCAACACACUAUUUAAUAAUAAUCAUUCAAAGUUUCUUAUGGCCUAUCUUUCACCUCUCUGUUCUAUGGUGCAGUAAAAUAUUGGUUGUUUGAACUUUGUGCAAAAUAACAUUACAAUGUCUUGCAAUUAACAACACACUUAUUUUAUAUUUGUUGUAAUGUGUUUAACAACAGACAUGAAUCAGCAGCUACUCAUAAUGGAAAUGUUUCUUACUACACUCCUCUGCCGUAUGUUAUACCGCCGAAAAUAUGAUACGUUAACUAACCAGGAAGAGAACGAUAAUCUACAAAACAACACUGUGGAUUUGAACAGCAAAGCUUUGGAAGAGAAGCUACAUUACGAAGAUAAGAUACAAUAUGCCUAAAGACAAUUUAACAUUGUAGGACUUUUUCUGAAAAUGUACCAACUGGAAAUAGAUGGAUCUACAUAUGCAUUUAUUUGAUUGUAUUUUUUACUUUAUCUGACUAACAUAUACAGUAUAUAUAAAUAUAGUAUCCAUGUAAAUAAAGUUAAUUUAGUCUUGUACUUUGGGAUAUAUCUCUGUACCCAGUAAGUUUAAUAAAUUGUAAGUUAAAAUUCACCUCUCGAUAUCAAUUAUUGUUUGCUGAUAUACUCACUGGUGGCUAUGUCAGCUACAUCACAAGAGAGAAUUAUUUUAAAAUAAUGCAAGUGUACACUCAUCAGAAUAUGGUAAAUUUGUGAAAGACUUUAUAUUAAAAACAUAUUUUAAAGCAGAAAAUGAUGGCCAUAUAACAGCGGGACCUUAUUUAAUUAUUUGAACAACUCUGGGUAAUCACUGAACUGAAGAUGUUACCCCAUCUUCUAUUAUGCUGUUAUGCAACCUCUGUGCAGCACAAAGUGCUAUCAGUAGCAUUAUAUUCAUGGUCCAUGAUUGCAAUAUAUGUAAUAUAUGUAUAUUUAGUUUGGGAAACAAUUUUCACAAUUUUGGACAAUAAAAUAACAUUUUGG
Molecule: messenger RNA, 46525 nt
Organism: Pelobates cultripes (western spadefoot toad)
Lineage: Eukaryota; Metazoa; Chordata; Amphibia; Anura; Pelobatidae
Source: the annotation of a GenBank genome assembly